Messenger RNA from Porites lobata, 50705 nucleotides. The record is from the annotation of a GenBank genome assembly. Lineage: Eukaryota; Metazoa; Cnidaria; Anthozoa; Scleractinia; Poritidae.
AUGCAAAGCGGCAAAAUCAAGAACCGCGCAAUAACCGCCUCCUCGUCUUUCAACCAUUUCCACAGCGCGUGGCUUUCCAGGCUUCAUCGAGUCAAACGCGGCCGGUACAUCGGUGCGUGGGCAACCAAAUACAGGAACUACAACCAGUGGCUGCAAGUUGACCUUGGGUAUGCCAUGAAAAUCACUGGUAUUGCUACUCAAGGAAGACAGGACGCAAAUCAAUGGGUGACUGUUUAUCGAGUUUACUACAGCACAGACGGAGUCUACUUUGCUUUGGUGAAAUAUUGGUGGAACGCUGUUAAGGUAACUGGGGUAAAUUUAGAGGUACUCUAUCAAACACGAGCAAAGAUUGUUGUCAGGGUGUGUGACGUUUGCUAAUUAUUUUUCUGAUGUUUGGGCCGGGGGUUUUGUUAAUCAGGGUGAUGAGACGGGCGAUGAUCAUUGGUAAACGCGGUAACUGUAAAAGAAUUUCUCACGACCAUGAUUUACAAUUUAAAUUUGUUUGUUUUUUUUUGGCAGCAAUUCCAAGGAAACUAUGACAGAUAUUCAGUCCGUACUCACGCUUUCAGGCCGGCUUUGCUCGCCAGAUACGUUCGCAUCAAUCCACGAAGAUGGCACGGCUGGAUGUCUAUGAGACUGGAAUUAUACGGUGGCCGGUGGGGUAAGCAAUUCAAUUUCUUUUAUAAAGAUUUGUAAGAUAAUCGAUUUUUCUUCUUAGUUCUCUGCUACUCAUGGCACAUUAGAGGAAAGCUGAUCCAUGUCGAUAUCCGUUAAAACUGCUCUCUUCUCAAAUUCUUGCAAGCAAACAUCCUACCUGCCCACCUUGCCUCUUCGCACCCCGCCACGCAAAGUGUGUCUGGUUUCAGUAAUAUUUUUUUUUACGGGGAUGGGACAUUAACCUAUCUUCCAACCCCCAACCUGGAGGGCCUGUCGUUGCGAUUUGUCUCGCCUUUCUCCCAAAACCUGCACAGCACGGUUGAACUCACCAAGGACCUAACUGGUAUAGCUUUCAGGGAAGUCAAGGCCCAUAACGUUAAGGCGCAUCACUGUUCCUGUUAAAUGUGAUAUUACCCUGCGUUUAUUUUACGAAGCAAAACAAAUUGCUGACAAAAAAAGUUUGCCCCGUGUGAGGAUCGAACUCACGACCUUCAGAUUGCAGCUAUAGAUUAUGAGACUGAUGCGCUGCCUACUGCGCUAACGAGGCAACUCCGGUAGAGUAUUUGAAACCAUUUAGAAACAAAUGAAAAAUCGAAGGCAGUUAAGUCAAUGUAAUCCUUCCUCCUUUCACUAAAAUUGAAUCUAAUUUAAAUUUGAUCUAAUUAGAUUUUGCUAAUGGGAAAAUCAUGCUAUAAUUUCAUAUAAACUCUCCCUUCUUUCAAUCGAUUCUCGUUGCUCCACCUUUCUGGCCACAAGCUUGGCCAACAUGUUUUUACGCCGGAUUCGACCAGUAUCUCAGUCUCUCUUUCGGAGAAGAAGUUUAAAAACACACGAACACCGUAAUACGCGGUAAAUGGCGCUCUCGCGCGGCAGCUGCGAAAAAACGCAAGGGAGGCCAUUUCCGCAUGGAGUGGUAAGUUCCUUGUCGAUGACAUGCGAUGAGGUUAAGAAAAGAGAGGAUAUUUUUGACCCAUUUUUUUUUGUUAAACAGAUCGUUGUGAUAUGCCCCUUGGUCUCGAAGAUGGCCGCGUCGAUAAAGCGCAAAUGACCUCAUCCUCUUACAACAAUGUAAAUGAUGGACCAUGGAACGCCAGACUCAACAGUGGAAGGGGAUGGUCACCAAGAAGGAACGACAGAACUCGGUUUCUUCAAAUAGAUUUCCAAGCCAUGACUAAAGUAACCCGCGUUGCCACUCAGGGAAAGCGUUACGCAAAUUCUUGGGUGACGAAGUAUUACAUCAAGUAUGGAAAAACUAAAAGCCGAUUUAUUCCUUACCGUGCGGGUAGAAAAAUUAAGGUAGGAUUUUUAUCAUUUACGGUUUAAGUUUGUUAUUCCAGAACAGUCCUGUGCGGACAUGCUAAAGACGCGAAAAGGUAUUGCCACAGUGAAAAAUAAAUGGGAACCCGCAUUUCCCAAUCCAAAUCAAAUCGAAAAAGUCAUUUUGAUGAUAAUAAGUCGAAUUGUUCGGAGGACGAUUUACACACAUCCAGGAAUGAUUACCAUGACAACAAAUAUGCUUCGUUUGCAGCAGAACCCAGGAUUAGAUUUAACCCGAACUUAGCGCUACUCAGUCCUUAGCACAACUCAGUACUGGAAUGUACUGGGAGAGAACUGUCAUAUUAAUAAUAAUGUGUUAGAACAUUGAAUAUUUAACUAGUCUAAGGAAAAGGAGAUGUCCUCAAAUAUAAAACAAUGUUCUAUCCUCAGCUUUAGCCUGCGUAGCAAGCGUAAGAAAGAACGGGCGCGCAAGAGGGAGACACGCGUGUCUCCCUCUCACGCGCUUGUUCUUUCUUGCGCCCAUUAUUUCCAAGCGCCUGUUACGAAGGCUGCCUCAGCUUCAUUUAUACCCAUGAAAUUGUAUUUCAGAUGUUCAAAGGAAACUAUGACAGAUAUAUUGUGGUUCAGCACAAGUUUGCCCGUCCGCUCUAUGGUCGAUAUUUCAGGGUUUACCCUGUGUUCUGGUAUUCUUAUAUCGGCAUGAGAGUCGAAUUCUAUGGAUGCGUGUACGGUAAGAGAUAUCAAUUGCAAGUUAGGUUAUAUAAGAAGUGCCAACUCUUUUCGUAAUAUUACUGUAUUGUCACCGCUCUAAUUAAUGUACCAGACAAGAAGGGGAAGGGGGGAGGGGGAGGGGGGGUCAGAUCUUCACUGAGGAAGGGGCAGGAGGGCGCUUAUAUGGCCCCUUAGAUAAUAGGGGAGCCCGGCUCCGAAAAUUAUUUUUCUCGAUGCUGAGUGCUUCUCUUUUGCAUAUAAAUAUGGCGGAUCCGCCACUUCCAUUUAUCAAUGAGACAAUUAUUAAUCUUCUUCGAUUUCAAAGAUUUCAAAUUCUCUUGCAUGUUAACACAGGUAAACGCUGUAACCAGCCGCUAGGGAUGCAGAACGGCCGCAUUAAACCACACCAAUUGUCAGCUUCCUCGAGCUGGGACAAAAAUCAUGGUCCAUCGAACGGCAGACUUCAGUUCCGCCGGAGGGGAAGCCUAGCGGGAGCCUGGUGUACGCGUCACAACACUCGGUACCAGUGGCUGCAGGUUUAUUUUGGCCGAGCAAUGCGAGUGGUUAAAAUUGCUACUCAGGGACGACAGGACUACCGUCAGUGGGUGACUCAGUAUUAUUUGUCCUACAGUCAAGACGGAGCACAUUUCGCUGAAUUUAAAAUAAAUAGCAAUAGAAAAGUGAGUGAUAUAGUUGUAUUAGGGAUACAAAAUCUUUCCUUUCGCCAAGUCCUUGUCCUUCUUUUUGGUUCAGCCAGGAAAAAAGGAAAUUCGAAGUCUUAAGGAAAAAGGAAAAAUAGAAGUUGCCUCGUGUGAGGAUCGAACUCACGACCUUCAGAUUUCUUCUUUACAGAUUAUGAGACUGACGCGCUGCCUACUGCGCUAACGAGGCAACGACCGGUUCAUCCCUUUCCAACGUCAAAAUCCUUAAAACGAAGUUUUUAGUCUGGCGAUGCGUUAGCUACAAAACUUUGAAUUUUGACUUGAAUAUACGUACACACUUUCCUUGAAGACACUAGGUUCGCCACUACCGGAGAACACCGAAGUGCAAUUCUGGACCAAAGUGACUGGCGAGGGAGAAUCCAUGUUGUGCGAGCUAGCGCCCGCACCAAGUUAACUAACAUAUAAUGUUAAGUAAAUGUUCUUCCUAAAUCUUGCUUGGGUAAAACCAAUCUCAAAAAUCUCUUACGAACUAAAGAAUAGCAGUAGGCAGUAAGGGGGGAUGAGGGAAUGGGGUGGGGGGCGUUGGUUAAGUCAUGCCAUAGAGAGCUUAAGCAAAGGCGUUUUUGAGUGACGCAUGUCAAUCGGAAGGGAGGAGUUUUCCCUUUUAAUAGCAUAUCUUGACACCGCCAAAUUCGUGAUGCGUAAUUGUCUUGCUGUUACAGAGACGACUUAACCAAAAAUGAAGCCGACGAUCCUCUGGCGAAUAUUGAAAAUGUCCACUUCCGAUUGACGCACGUCGCUCAAAAAUGUCUUUGCUUAUUAUAAACUGGCUCUAGUUACUUCGAACACCGCAUUAUUUUACUACGGUCCUAUACAAACAAUCAAAUAAUCGAUUGGAGAAAGCAACUAAAACGUGAAGAACGCGCGGAAAUAAACGAUUGGAAGCUGAAAAAGAAAAUCUUGGAGCAUAAGUUUUCUUUUUAACUGCUCUUACUAGCUGCGAUCUUCGAACAUGAUCAACCAAGCCAUGAAUCAUUGGCCGUAAACUUGCUUGACCUUUCAGUUUCUCUAUUCUUUUAUUUUUGUAGUAUUUCAGAGGAAACCGGGACCAGAAUACAGUGGUACAACAUCGUCUAUUCCCACAAAUCAAAGCCCGUUACAUCCGGGUUCAUCCUUGGGGAUGGUACAAACACGUUUCUAUGAGAGUGGAGUUGUAUGGGUGUUCCACAGGUAGGAUAGAAACGUUUAGAAUCUAAGAUGAGGACUACUACGAAGACGAGAUUUUCCCAAUGCUAAGUAGUGCUCGCGCGUGAAACAGUGUCAUGCAUUAGAGUGAUUUUUCUUUUGGCGGGAAAAUCGCGAUAGCCGUUCUCAUUCUACUACGGGUUUUAGGAAGAGCGCAGAGGCGGUAAAAACAGGUUUUUAAUUUGUAGAAGCUUUAUCAUUUUGUGAUUGAAAGAGUGAUUAACGUCCCUCAAUAAAACUAUAAAAGUCAAAUCGCGUCCUCGUAAAAGUCAAAUCUCCGGAGUGGACAAGUUCAUGAACGAAAAAGUAUCAGUCCAUUUCGUGUGAACAACAGUAAACGUUCAAGUUUGUAUGUGUUUGCAAGUGUAAAGAACUCGUGCAACCACGUUCCCAGGGUCCUCUCCUACUCGGCCCCCGUGGGGAGAGAGAGCACCCCGGGGACGAGGUUGGAACUCGUGCGGAUAAAACCUUAAGAUCGUCUGCGCUAAAAAUAACUAUGGCUCACCUGUUUUAAAUCAAAAACGCUUUCUUAGGACGUUGUUCUCUUCCGCUCGGUCUUGAAGACAAGCGCAUCACAAACGGCCUUUUAUCAGCGUCUACCUACUACAAGGCUCACCUGGCGCCGUGGCACGGCCGACUGAACCACCGCUGGUCAUGGAGUGCACGGACAAACAAUCUCAACCAGUGGCUUCAAGUUAGUUUUGUGGUCAUUGUCAAGGUAACGGGUAUCGCAACUCAGGGGAGACAGGAUUAUAAUCAAUGGGUUACACAGUACAUCGUCUCAUACAGCCCGGACUCCACCAACUUCCGAUUUUAUCGAGAGGGAAGAAGCACUAAGGUAAGAGUGAUUUUAAGCAUUUUUAAUCUAUUCCGGGUCAGUUCAAUCUUAUCAAAAAAUAGCAACAACAAUUACAACUUAAAACAGACAUUCUGACGAAAGGAAAAAGAAUUACACGAUGUCGCGACAGAAAAAACAACUAAGGAAGCACUUUUUUGCAGAAGAACUGCGUCUGUGUCUUUAAAGGGUGGUUUCCACCUCUUCACUUUGAUCUCUCUGCGUUGAACAUAUAAAAUGGAUCAAUGUUUUGUUAAACUGUAUUAUAAGGGUGGGUGACAGAGACUUUUCAUGCGAGGUUUUCGGUUGCCGUCAAGUCUGCCGAACGCCAGAAAAAGACCUCUGGUACUCAAGGCACGAAUUUUGACCCAGUUUCCUAUGCAACCCUGUUAUAGCCGAUAAAAGAAGCGAUCGCGUGUCUAAGACAGUCCCAUGAUGCAAUUUGGCACAACACUAACCCAGUCUCCCGCGACCCUACUAUCUCUAAUCACCAAACUAGCAUUUAUUAGCGAUAGAAUAAAUGUUUUAUCAUCUGAAAAUCACAGCUAACUUUUGUCACCUUCUAAUAGCUUUUCAGCGCAAACAGUAACAGACACUCCAUUAUCCACCAUGAUUUCGUCAAACCUUUCAGCGCCGUACACAUCCGUAUUUACCCAAGAAGAUGGUACGGCUGGAUAUCCAUGAGAGCUGAAUUUUACGGCUGUUUUGGUAUGUAAAUAACUUAGCAUAUUUGCGCAGUUUUAAGGUGAAUGAUUCGGGUCUUUUGCUUUAUAAGCUCACUUGAAAAUUUCGUACCACUCAGAAACUAACCUUCGAUAUCAUAAUUAUUAGAUAAUUAGUCUCAACUCUUAGCUCUUUAUAGAUCUUACUGAAGGCCUCUUGGUGCACAUUAUGUUUGUGUUUUUUUGUUUUGUUCGAAAUUCCACCAGAUUUUUCAAGAUUAAUUAUCAGUGUUCUAUAUUGUUGUAGUGACGGCAUGUAACAAGCCUCUGGGAUUGCAGAAUGGAAGGCUUAGAAAUUCCAAGAUAACAGCUUCGUCAGAGUGGAACCACAAACACGCUGCUUGGCUAGGAAGACUUGGCCGACCCGCGCGGAGCGGCUACGCAGGGGCCUGGUGCACGAAACACAAUAAUCAUUACCAAUGGAUUAAAUUUGACUUUUCUCGUCCAAUGAGAAUCACUCAAGUGGCUACUCAAGGACGACAGGACUAUGACCAAUGGGUUACACGAUAUACAAUUUCUUCUAGUGUGGAUGGUACGCAUUGGGCAAUGUAUAGGGAUAAAAGCCAAGAUAAGGUAACUUGACAAUUAUUGAUUUCCCGUAUUGCUCAGUUGGUAGUGCCACGCCCUUAAGAUCUGAGUUGAAGAUAAAUGUUUAUCCUGUAUUAUGACAGAUGUAUCAAAUCAAAUUAGUCCGGAAUCUUACAACAACCAUGUUUGUGUGGUUGACUGAGCUUUGAGCUUCUCGCGACUUUAUAGCGUAAACAAAGAAAACAAUACAUCCAUCGGGCGUGAAUUAAAGCAUUCUCACCAGUUGCGCAAGUUCAACUUCAAGCUUUCUUAAAGUCUCAUAUGCUUUAAGGCUUUUUGGUCAAAUUAACAGUGUUGGUCAUGUGCAAGACAGCAAGUUUUAAUCAGAUUUUGCUCAGGCAGCGGUCAGAAAACAGUUGUAUUAUUAGCAGCUAAAAAUCAAGGAGCCAAGCAAUAUGUCGCCACAGAUAAUCUCUUUUAUAACAAUAAUGUUUGCCACUCAUUUGAAUUGCGCACAAAAGACGAGGGAAAGAUAACAGGGGUAUUCUUUCCUUCCAUCUUUACUAAGGACUGCGUGACAAAACGUCACGAGGUGUUGUGACGAAUAACACGUGACAUCCAAGUACGCGGGAAAACUAUCGUUGUGUGUUUGCAACAACAUAACCACCUGAUAACUUUGGCUACGAUCGCACGUGUGCGAAUAAUUUUCUAGGUGAAUUGUGAUUUAUUUUCUCAAUUAUGGGUAAGCAAUGAGUGAGAAGGCAAAGAUCAAUCGGUGAGUCAAUCUCGAUAUUGGAAAUCGUAUGUAUGUCUCUCAUGUGUUUCGACGCCGAGUACUCUAUCAAUCGCCAUGAGGUUUGUUAUUAUGAUUUGUGAUUUAUCGGGAUGAGCCGAUAAUUUGAAAUCGUGUACGUCCGCUUUCAAUUUGAAAAUAGAGAAAGGCAAAUAAUUUACAUUCUUGCAAAGUACGAAAGCUGAUUUUCUGUUGUAAUACGUAGUUAAAACAAUCCAGACUUUGCUGUCAUUCAAUCUCUUCUCUUCUGCACUUCAACACGGCAGGCCAUUGGAGUUCUUUUCUAUUUUAAUACCUUUUAUCGUUUCUUUGUACCCUUGUUUGUCGCCUCAUAAAUUAGAUUUUGUUUAUUUUCCUGUAUGAACGCUCACACUUUUAAUAUGCAUGGCUUCAACGACAAAACGCUAAACGCUUUCUUGUGUUUGCAGUACUUCCAAGGAAACCGUGACCGUAACAGCAUUGUCACGCACGCCAUCAGUCCUCCAAUUUUGGCGCGUUACGUUCGUAUUCACCCAAGGGGAUGGCGAAGUCACAUCUCGAUGCGAGUUGAGCUGUAUGGAUGUCGGGCAGGUUAGAAACGUAUAAGUAAUCAGUGAAAAUCAUACCAUAUUUUUAAAGUUGCUUCCUGACUAAUCCGGUAACAACAAACUGGAGAGAACAAGGAGCCAGGAACCAACGACGUUUCAGGUUGCCCUCCCCCCUAGUAAACAAACGGUUUUAAAGGGCUAAGAGUGCUUGAAAAUACAGACGGGUGAUGACGUAGAGAGUUUAAGUUGGUUGUGGGAUACUAUAAUCUUUAAACGUGGGAUAAUUCAUUUUAUUUUUAUUUAUGUAUUAAAGUCUACAUAGGUAAGGGUUGUUUACAAAUUCUUGCCUCCCCCCCUAGAAAUAUGUAUCUUGCAGACCCUUGGACGGCUCGGUGUUGCACACAAGUUAAGCUCUGACAGUCGCUCUUAGGAACUGGUGACCAGCCACAAAAAACACGUCUUGAGAACUCUUACUUUUCUCUCUCUGUUUUCUCAUUGUCCUCUUUGAUUCUUAUAUGCAUAUUUCAGACCCAUGUGAUGUUCCUUUGGGAAUGCAAGAUGGCCGUGUCUCUAAGGGAAUGCUUACCGCUUCCUCCAUGUACAACCAUUACUAUGGUCCCUGGAAUGCGAGACUUCACGCGCGAAACUACGGCUCCAUUCGAGGAGGCUGGGUUGCUAAGUACCGCAAUAGGAAUCAGUGGAUACAGAUUGACCUGGGCGUGGUUACAAGGGUGAAGAGAAUCGCUACCCAGGGACGAUAUGAUGCUAACCAGUGGGUCAAGUCUUACACGGUCUCUUAUAGUAGCGAUGGUUCUAGGUUCUAUCCUGUUAAGCAUGGAAGGAGAAUCAAGGUAACCCUAUGAAGCAUUUACUCUCAAAUUCCCAUAAGCGCUAGCUUCCUACACAGACGUUAUUUUGGCUUGUCACAGAUUGCUCUUGAAAUGCGUCACGAAACGUCUGAAACGUCAGAAUGUCUGCGUCGUGAGAGGCUACGUUACACUAUGAGCAGAGGUUCUUUUGCAUGGCUUUUAGCGUAUACGAAGUCAUUCUCGUGGCUUGCUUGUCGCGUAGUUGGGCGUAAGCAAACCAACUAAGCGACAGACAAUCAACGAGAACGACUACUUAAACACUAAAAGCCAUGCAAGAGAGAAACCGCAGGGUAAAGCGACAUAAGCGCACAAAAAAAAAAAACAAGCCAACAAAGAAGAAAAACUCCAAACUUCGCCUUGUAAAAUACUGAAAUACAUGCAGUACGAUUUGAAAGUACAUAUAAAUAGUUUUCAUUUGAGUGUCAGCAAGGAGCUCUUUCGGUCGCUAGCGUAUCCAACUGUUUUAUUAGUCUCGUUGACCUCUUUUUUCUUAAUGUACACCAUGGAUAUUGACGAAAACUGAGAACACUAAGAAUGCUUUCCAAUAGUUAUAUUUGGCUGGGCGGGUCAUUCGGUUUGUAAAAAUAGCGCCUUUUUGAACAAUUAUGACCUCAAGUCCAUGAACAUGGUUCAUAUUGCUUUAAAAUUUACUAGUCCGAGGCGAAACGAAUAGACCCGUACGUCCGACCUUGUUCUGACAAACAAUUAUUUGGUCAUUUAUGUGACGUUAUCUCCUUUGCUUUCUCGAAGAUCUUUCAAGGAAACAUGGAAAGACAGCUUGUUGUUUUUCACAAGUUCAGACCUUCGCUCAAAACCCGUUACGUUCGUGUUCAUCCCAGGACCUGGUAUAGCUGGAUCGCCAUGAGAUUCGAGUUGUAUGGCUGCAGAUUGGGUAGGUUAUUAGUCAACAUCGGCCUAUAAAGACUGAUCAACGUAGCGUGAUAUGACCUGGCUCAGGCCUUUGUGCUCAAUAGACUGUUUAUCAUUCGGAAUUAUCGCACACAUUUUGAGGCUUUUGCGGCGUACGAGAUGUAGGAACACAAUGUUUUGUCACACACAGUUAAUUUUGUGUGUAGCUAUAGCUGUGUUUGCAACUAAAGCGGCAGUUGUGUUAAUAGUCAUCUAUUCUGUCUUUGGCUUAUUCUAUCUUAUGGGAGUGAUAAGCUGGUAGAAAGGAAAACAUCAAAACAAAACAUAAAGAAACACGUUUUACUUUCCAUCUACUUUACCUAAUUCAUUGGGUAAACACUGAUGACACAUGCUAACGUGCGAGCAAGCCUUCCAUUUUUGGCGAUCGAAGGGAGCCGCAGAGGAAACGGCGAUCUCCCCCUGUCUUUCCCCUCCUCUCGCCCUCGCGUCUCCUCGCGCGUAUUACACGCGCGACUUCUCGCGACCCCCCUAAACUAGAGAGCUUGCUCACGCGCCAGGCUUGGGCAGAUGUCUAACCCUGAAAGUAAACUGUUGCUAAUCAACCGGCUAACAUGUUGUCGUCAUUUCUCCUCACUCAUAGGCACACUCUGUAACCGACCAAUGGGAAUGCAAUCUGGCCGCAUAAAAAAUCAUAUGAUCACAGCAUCGUCGAUUUGGAAUGUUAACCAUGCUGCCCACCUCGCUCGUCUUCACGGUCGUCGCCGUGGACCGUAUAUUGGAGCCUGGGCCGCGAAGUACAACAAUCGGUACCAGUGGCUGCAGAUUUACUUUGGCGGAGCGUCAAAGAUCAUCAGGAUCUCGACCCAGGGGAGACAAGACGCUAACCAGUGGGUGACACAGUACUAUGUGUCGCAUAGCAUGGACAGAGUGCACUUUUCAGAGUAUAAAGAACGUAACAACAGGAAGGUAAUUAUUGGAUUUAUCUUUCAGUUGAGCCAUAUAAUAGCUGGACUAACUAUAAUCUCAAUCCCAGGGUCCUCUCGUACAAGUAGGAGAGGACUCUGAGAUCGAGGUCUCCUUUCAAAAACCUUUGAAUGGAGACAUCCCCUUAUAGUAUUCAACUUGUUGAAGUAAUGUAUUAAACAAGAUAAACUGUCUUUCGCUAGGAUUUCUCAAUCCUCGGUUUUUAACAUAAUAAUAAAAAAACGUGUUGUUUGAAAUUUCAGUGCGAAGUAUGGCAAUUUGUUAUCAAGGAGUAAACGAAAAACAAAAACAAAAACAACAAGUUUCAGCUCAAACGUGAACCUUCGCAUGAACGAAAGUCACGUUCAUAAGCAAGUCUAUUUUCAUCUCACCAGCAUUAGGCUCGUCACAUGUGAAGUAACGGUUAAAACCGAGCUUAGAAGCACGCUAGCGUUCUAAACAGGAACUUUUCAUUCUCCGAUGUAAACUCAGCCUGAAAGGACAAAAAUUUUCCUUUGUCACGCCACUGCUAAAACGUUUUGCCUUAUAAUUGUCUUCCAGUAUUUCAGUGGUAACCGCGACCGCAACACGGUAAAGUCCUACCUGUUUGUUCCCGCCAUCCGAGGCCACUACAUCCGUAUUCAUCCUUGGGGAUGGCACGGUCAUAUAUCCAUGAGAGUGGAGUUCUAUGGAUGCCGCAUCGGUAAAUAUUUUUAGUGUUAUUCGAGUUCUUGUUUUGUGCUGAUUUAGUGGAUAUGACCACCACGACCAACACCAUCACCGUUAUCGCCACCAUCAUUGCCAGCAUCGAUGUCAUCGUCAUAGUAUCAACACUCGAGCAGCAUAGUGACUCUUUACUGUUUGUCAAAUUUAGGUCAUCGGCGUCCAAUGUCGUUGCUCAUGGUCGCUUAACAUGCAAAUGGGUCUUAAAUAAUUAUCAUCCAUUCAGUUUGUUGUUUAGUAACGUGUUGCACUAACGGGGCGCUUUUCCAAAGUCAGAAGUGCCCUGCCGAACCAUGGCCGGACCAGUUAUUUUGACUAUGAAAUAGGAUGUUUUUUUCCUUCGUGCAUACUAUUUAGGAUUUGACUGAUCUGGCUGGAUAGGUUUGAUUUAGAGGGAAUUUCACAUUACGACGGGAAUGGUCCGGCUCUGGCCGGUCAGUUCCGAAAAAUGGAAGCGCGCUAAGAGUCAGCUAGAGUGGAAUCAAAGCGUUAAGAUCAGUGUGACAUAAGACGUAAUCAACGUUAUUAGAAUAGACUACUCGCAAGCAAGAUAUGUGAGCGUGUGAAAAUUGUACAUUAAUGUUAUGGCGCUAAAGCAAAUAACGCGCGUUUCCGCAAAGUAUGUUUAAGCACCCAACACGAUCUUUACCUACCUCUUUUCAGAUCGUUACACGAUGCCUCUUGGUAUGGAAGACGGAAGAAUCCUAUCGGGCCAUCUUCGGGCCUCCUCGUCAUACAACUACAAUCACGGACCUAACCGAGCGCGUCUGAACAUCUACGCCAGUCACGGACGAACGGGAGCCUGGGUGGCAAAAUACCGCAGUUCCAACCAGUGGUUACAGAUUGAUUUAAGGCAGAUGUGUAUCAUCAAAGGUAUUGCUACACAAGGACGGCGAGAGGCCCAUCAGUGGGUAAAAACGUUUCAGCUGUCGUACAGCCGUUACGGAGCACGAUUUAGGAGUUAUGUGUCCUAUGGGCGUGUUAAGGUGAUUCUUUUAACUUUUUACACCUUGAUAUCAAAAGUCAAAUUCUCAUUUGUUGUCCCUAUACGUUUUCUAUAAAAGCGGUGGGGAGAAGUUGUUGAAGUGUCAAUAAGAUUCAUCUUCUGUGAUCAAGUCCUUAAUUCUCGUGACCUCUUUGUUUUAUUACUUAUUAAUGUUACAAGAAGAAAUUUCAUGCUGGUCUCUAUUUGGGGUUAAAGGGUUAAACUGUGUUUGUUCUUCCAUUAACUACGCGUUGGGUACUUAAUCCUCAUUGGAUCAAUUUAGGGUUCUGGGAAACUGCCCACCUACCCCUCCCUUCACCCAACAUUCUGCCCUAAAUGAGACGCAAAUAUUAACGUUGAGUUAGGGGAAGGGUAGGUGGGAAGUUUCCCAAAAACCUAAAUCGAUCCUUAUCCUCAGCGGUUUUACCCUUUAAACCCUCAUAGUACCGACAUAUGUUUUCUCCUUAUUAUAACACUAAAGGUCACGUCAUCCGUAUUACGACUGUUUCCACGUUUUUGUGUUUUUAGGUGUUUCGUGGUAACUACGACAUUUAUCAUACAGUCGCGCGUAGGAUAAACCCGGCUAUAAAAGCUCGAUACGUCAGGAUUCAUCCCAAAUCGUGGAAUUCCUACAUCGCUAUGAGGGUGGAGCUUUAUGGAGGUCGUUUGAGAGGUAAGUAAUUAAGGUGUAAAAAUAGCCGCUGCAUGAGGCAGUUUUAAGAUGUGGUGGAAAGAAGGACGAAAGAAAGAAAGAGAAAAAGAAAGAAAGAAAAAGAGGAAACACUGACAUAAAUGAAUAAAUAAAUAAAUGCAUUAACGAAUAAAGGGGAAAACAGGAAAGAGAUGGUUAAAGAACAGAUAAAAAAUAUGGAGGAUAGGGUUUUUAGGUCAACGUGUACUGUGGUAAAUGUAUGAAUAAAUGGAGAUAUGGAUAAGAAGUCCAAACACUUAUCGAUACACUCGUGACAUUAGUGUAUGUUGUCAAGUAGUUUGAAAGUUGUAAAAGGAGACUUAUGGUACCCUCUCGCUUAACUUAGCGCUUAGUUGCCCGGACACCCCCCACAGCCCACAGUAUUCCUAUGUUUGGUGCCUCCACUAAAUACCACAGAAGGUGUAACCCUUUAAAAGAGACUUGUCUAGAUGUAUUUUUGCCUGGUUCUCUCUGAGUUUUUUUAGUUCAAUGUUGUGCAGAGUGGAAUCUGAAAUUUGGCUUAAUUGUAGCAGUAUUGUGAAUAAAUACUUUACCUUAUUCAGAAAACUUCUGCGAUGCGCCAGUGGGCUUUCAGUCAGGCCGAAUUAAAAACAACCAGAUCACAGCCUCAUCAGUGUGGAAUAGAUACCAUGCCGCGUGGCUAGCGCGUCUCCACCGCGCGCGUAGAGGCAAGUACAUCGGUUCGUGGUCCUCACGCCAUAACAACCACAACCAGUGGUUGCAGGUUGACUUCAGAAAGUAUAUGAAGGUGACGGGCAUAGCAACACAAGGACGACAGGAUGCCGACCAAUGGGUGACAGCUUACCGCAUAUACUACAGCUCUGAUGGUGUGUACUUUUCCUCAGUAAAAUACUGGUGGAACUCUUACGUGAAGGUAAGAAAGAAGGUCCUUUGUACCAGGGUGCAAAGAGAUUCAGUUUUACAGCUUGGCAUUUGGGCAAGCUGUAGUUAGUAUGUAAUAGGUGGAAAGUCAUUUCAAGUAGCCCCCGAAAAUGUUUUGAUGAGCGAGAUUCAUAACAGUUCUUCUCUUAUUUGAAUUCCCAAACAAACUUCACGAGCCCAAGUGGUCCAGACUGUUCACACUCCCCUAAAUAUUUUUCCGUGAGAUCUUGGUGAUUUAUCGCGUCUUACUGUUAAUGGCUGCCAUCUUGAUUUUCAAAUGCACCGAGGGGGCGGGCGUCGGGGAUUAUGCAUGUAGCUCUAGGGGGAGGGGGCGAGAAAUGUUUCCUCCCAAACCGCCCCCCACCCCCUAAGUAGUCUUGACACUCACCCAAGAUGGCAACCCGUAACGCAUAGCACUCGAUCUCGACAAUCUUACGGGAAAAUAGCGGACUGUGAACAGUCUAAAGUGUUUUACGAAUAUGCUGGGCUCUAUAGGUCGAGGGCAAGGGUAAAGGCUAUUAUUUUUAUACAACAUGAGAAAAAAAGUAGCUGCAGAUGCCACUCACGGAUUCAAUUAGUUUUGAAGGUGUUCUCAUGAGUGGGUUUAAUAGGAAGGGUGAACAGAUGUUGAAAUUCUUUAAACAGGCUUAUAAAUGUUGUUGCUUUCACUUUUACAGACAUUCCAGGGAAACAGAGACCGUCUGUCCGUCAAAACGCAUCCUAUUAACCCACCUGUCUUUGGGCGGUAUGUUCGAAUCGUACCACGUGGCUGGAGAUCACACAUUUCCAUGCGGCUUGAGCUGUAUGGAUGCCCUAGGAGUAAGUUGUUAGUUUUUUGCCGGUAAAAUCGCAAAAUUGUUUUCGUUUGAUUUUUUUCUAAAAUUUCAAUUCAGUAAAGAAAUUAAUUGUUUAGUGGCCCGUCAAAUUUCUUCAGUGUUUAUUUCUUGAACGUCCCGGAAACGAAACGUUCGCCUAGCUAGAAAUUAGAAUGCUUAUUUUAUCAUGGACAAGUUGUCGUAAUCCUCAUCAUAAGUACGCUUUAGUGGAUUGCUUCACAGAUUUUGUUUGUUCGUUAACCCAGCUUAAACAGUAACAGCGUCACAAUAAAAUAAUAAAUCUGCGCUACCUUAGGUCGCUGUGAUAUGCCACUUGGUCUUGAGGACAAGCGUGUGCACGACAAAAUGAUACGCGCUUCGUCAUACUACAACUACUACUGCAGACCAGCCAGCGGCAGGCUCAAUGGACGCCGCGCAGGCCGAUACGGGGGAGCCUGGUGCGCAAAGAGAAGUGACAGGCGCCAGUGGCUACAGGUGGAUUUUGGUGCCAUGGCAAAAGUGUCACGUGUUGCUACCCAGGGGAGACAGAACAGCGCUCAGUGGGUGAAAAGUUAUUACCUUUCAUACAGCAGAAAUGGCUACAGGUUUACAACUUACAAGGAGAAUGGUCGAGCUAAGGUUAGUAAAGAACAAUGGCUUAUUGUUGUGAAAGUAGAAAAGAGAGCGUUUCCUAACUUAGUUGUAGAGCCAAGAAACUAGAUAUUGCAGGGAAAUUUCCUUCUCGUCCUGCGUUGUUUUUGACGUGACGUGUCGUUAGCGAAGACAUAUUGCUUAACGGAGAGAUACAAGCAGACAAAAAAACCAAAACAUAAACGAAAAUGAAAAGAGAAAGGACAUAGAGAUAAGGAGUGUGGAAACUCCUUCUCCACCUCCUAACGUGAAGUUACUUAUAGUUUCAAGGUUUUAUUUUAAGUAAUUAUAGAAAAAUAUCCACUAACGCGAUUUUUUCUCAAUUCCAAUUUGUUUUCUUAAUCACUGGUAAAAAUAUUUAGCCGUUAACAAAAAUUGGGUAUGUUAAAAGCAGAGAUCAUUUCCAUGAAACAAGCUGGAAAGCAAAAACGUCACUGAAACAGAGUCAAGCUGACGGCGUCAGGGAAAUUCACAAGCAAAAAUAGAAUAACAAUAGUAUCCAUUUUCCUUCGUUACUUAAACGUUGUGUCUGCAACAACGCAAGAACUUUAUACAGUCAUUCAGCUAAUCCAGUUAAUUUUUUUUAGGAGAGUUACUUAACAACAUAUUAAAGAAAGUGCUUUUUUCAUUUUGUGUUAGACGCACUUAAAACGUAACAACUCAAUAUGACGUGAUAUCAACUAUUUAUUGAUAUAUUUUUUUAGCUAUUCAUCGGAAACUACGAUCGGUUCGUAAUUGUACGCCACCGGCUCCGUCGUCCAAUCACUGGGCGCUUCUUCAGAUUUCACCCGGUCACGUGGUAUUCCUGGAUAUCAAUGAGGGUAGAGUUGUAUGGCUGUGUCGUAGGUGAGUAUAUGCCACUGUGAGGAAUAUCGUAGAACUCUUUUAAGAGCAGCUUGCAUGGAGAAAAGUUUUCCCGGGAAAGAGAGUCACCCUCCAGUUGAAACAAUUUUAGCGAUGGUUAAUAUGAGAAAAAAAGUUGGCCGAAGAGCGCUCGCUCAUGCUCUGAUUGUCUCGCUUUAACCCAUCUGGGCGAGCCAAAGUGUUUACGUGGAGAAAAGUUGGCCCGGCUUUAAAAUCCUACAAAAAGCUAUGGUUCUUUUUUGUUGUAUGCAUUUAAGAAAAUGAUUAUGAGUUUUCUGAUUUUUGUUUCAGCUUCUUUGGGACAGUAAGGCUAACGCUUCGUUCUUUCUCUUGUUAAGGUGCCCGCUGCAACAAACCGCUGGGAAUGCGCAGUGGCCGUAUCCGCCCCUCACAACUGAGCGCUUCCUCCAGUUGGGCCCGAAAUCACGGCCCUAAUAACGGCAGACUGUUUUUCUAUCGGCGGGGCUACAGCGCAGCCUGGUGCGCGCGCCAUAAUAACCGUCUCCAGUGGUAUCAAGUAAACUUUGGUCGCCCCACACGGGUGGUGAAGGUCGCUACGCAGGGACGAAAGGAUUACCGUCAGUGGGUUACUCAGUAUUAUUUGACCUUCAGUCAAGAUGGGAUACAUUUUGCGGAAUACAAAUACAACAGCCAUCGAAAGGUAUAAACUUCUUUUUUCAGGUAGCGUGGGUUUCCAUUCUCGCGCUAUUUUCACGUACGCACUGACUUAAAUUUUACGUGCGUAAAUAACGGUGGAUUUCCACUCAAUAAUUAAUGUACAGUUUUCAAGUCUAAAUCGUUUGCACAAGUAUAUGUUAAUGAUAAAUAAAUAAAUUUUUUAAAGAAAAACGCGAGCAAAAUAAAUAAAUGAAUAAAGAAACUAAAAAAUAAAAGUGUUGUGCCCCGUGUGAGGAUCGAACUCACGACCUUCAGAUACCUGCUAUAGAUUAUGAGACUGACGCGCUGCCUACUGCGCUAACGAGGCAUCUCUACCGGUUUUGGUGAUUUUUUUGCCAUGACUUUGGUUGAACUAUUCUUAUAAAAAAAGAAUUUAAAAAAAAUAAUAAUGAAAAGAAUAGUGAUUAUGUAGAUUACGAGCAGGCCCUCUUCAUUAAGCUUAACUAAGGUUCAACACUAGAGAGAGCGGACGAGCCCAGAAAGAAACUUAGAAGUGCUCGUAUUCCUCACACAUAACUUGCUUAUUUAAGUAAAAGCAUUUAACAAAGAAGUUGUCGUCUUCAUGUAGACAAAGAUUUAUAACCAUUUUUGUUCCACAAGUGUGCUUUUAUACGCCAGUACUCCUCUACCCCUUGCUGACUUUAACAUAUCUUAAAACUUACAUAAAAUGGUAUCCUUUUUUGUUUUAGUAUUUUUCAGGAAACAGGGAUCAAAACAGCGUCGUACGGUACCGACUGUUCCCUAGAAUCAAGUGCCAGUACAUUCAAAUCCAUCCUUGGGGAUGGUACGGACAUAUUUCCAUGAGGGCUGAGUUUUACGGAUGCGCUGAAGGUAAGAUUUAUUUGACGCUCUUCACUUCCUAAACAUGAUACAAUUGCACUCUCUUUUCUCGGAGACAAAAGCCACCGUACACACUACGGUUUGUCGGCUAGAUCUGUCCGUCUAAUUUUACAGUCAGUUCACGUGCUAGGACUUUUCAGGUCAGUCUUUCUAAGGAAAACACAGAGAUAAAAAUUUGCCUAAAAUCGGAGCUAAUUCUGAUUACGUCAGGGUUUCAUGAGGUACCCCUCUCUAAGGUUAUGUUCACACUAUACUGCUUAGCUUUUGGUGCCGACACUAAAACCUAUCCGGUAUAGCAGAAGCGGAUCCAGACCUUCCGAUAGGGGAAGGAGAUGGGGGCGGGCGUUGGGGGUCAUCAACACCCUGAGAUAAUGGCGGGGGGGGGUUAACCCUCAAAUUUUUUUUCUGCCCUUCGGUCCUCAGUUUGAUCUAACAUUCAGGGGAGGGGCCUGGGGGGCCCUGGCCCCUCCUUUGGAUCCGCCACUGUAUAGUAUGAACACUUGUCCUAUACGUGACUCUCCACUCUAAACAUCGCCGCGGCACAACCGCGCUUUGUUACGCAAAUCUCUCUGAAAUCACCGUUCUUAUGUGUGACCAGAAGCCCUAUCCGGUAUAAUUUUUCGUGCCCGGGACAAAAGCUAUCCGUAUAGUGUGUAUAUAGCCAAAAUUCUCACUUUUUUCUUUCUUUUUCAUGUUCAGAUCGUUGUGUUAUGCCGCUCGGUUUAGAAGACAGACGAGUGCCAGAUGGUCAGUUGACGGCCUCAACUUACUACAAUUAUCAUCUGUCACCCUGGUACGGCCGACUCAAUGGACUCUACUCAUGGAGCGUGCGCAGUAACCGCCGGGGACAGUGGUUCCAAGUGAACUUUGUGGAGUUAAUGCGUAUAAAAGGUGUGGCUACUCAGGGCCGACAGAACGCCAAUCAGUGGGUUAGAAGCUACACAAUCAGGUACAGCGUCGACGGGAUGUACUUCAGAUCGUAUACACAAGGUCGUAGGGUCAAGGUAUGGUACUUACUCUUUACUGUAAACUAGUUUUGGUAGAAUAAAACGUGCCAUUCGUGUCAGAUUCAAAUGCUAAUGCCAACUCUCGCCACGUUGCUUACGGCUUCACGGUUGGCUUGGCUAUAAAUAUAACAGAGAAAAACCAAAUUAGAUCAAAUUCUAAAAUCGACGGUUUCAACAUGAACACAUUGUUCAUAUGGGAACAGCGAAACCUUGUUAUUUGCUUUUCUCCUUUUGAGUAAGCUGUAAAGUUAUCUAACACCUAUGCUUGUCGCCCGAUAUGGGUCUUUUACCCUAUGACACUCAGAUUAAAAGUCUGAUGCUCUACCGACUGAGCUAAUCGGGCGGCUCACAGUAUAAUAUCGAUAUUUAAUGCUAGAACUCAUUGUAAGCUAAUGACAUGUAGUUGCCCCUUUACAAAUUGACAGACAACUCUAAUGAUCAACCCAAAAACAAUAACCAAGGAGAACAUUCUUCUGCAUCAGGGACCUCGUUUCCAGGGUCUUUCGCACCGAGGGACAAGGGGAAGAGAGACUCUUGAAACGAGUUGGCUAGAAAGGGCCAGAUUUUGCGCUAUAGAAAAGCAAAGUAAAUUUUACUGUAAAAGAAUUUGAAGAAAAAGUGUGUUCUUUUGGUUUUCCUCUCAUUGCAGCUAUACUAUGAUUUGUUGGUUUUGUUUCAGAUUUUCGACGGAAAUACCGACCGCCAUUCUAUCGUCUAUCACCAGUUUACCAGGCCUUUCACGGCCGUGUACGUCCGUAUUUAUCCUAGAACCUGGUAUGGAUGGAUAUCCAUGAGAGCAGAGAUUUAUGGAUGCUCAGGUAUUGAAUGAUAUUUGCCUUUAACGUGGGGUACAGUGGAAACGCACACAUAUGACAAAUUUUGGACUUUAGAAAAGGUUAAGAAAAAAAAGAUUAGUAAGUAUUUAACAUCAGAGUAGACUAACUAUCUAGUCUAGUCAGAUGUGAAAGAAAGGCAGAACUGUUUUCUGAGUGUUGGUUUGGCCAGGAAUCAGAUCCAUUUGAACCGCUUCACAGUCUAUCACUUCAUCAACUGAGCUAACCAAACGGCGAGUGGUUUAAGGGCCCUUACGUUACAGUAAUUACAUUUCAUAAGAUUCUUAACAAUUAUUCCGUAUUAUUCCGUGUCAUAAUUAAAUCUUCAUUGUUUUACUCAUUUUAUCAGCUUCUCCAUGUAACAAGCCUCUAGGAUUACAAAGCCGUCGUCUUCCGGACAGUAAAAUCACGGCAUCGUCAGAGUAUAACCAGUUUCACGCCGCUCGGCUUGGGAGACUGGGUCAAGUUAAACGCGGCAAAUUCGUAGGGGCCUGGUGCGCGCGACACAACAAUCAUUAUCAAUGGCUAAAAGUGGACUUUGGUCGACCAAUGAAAAUCACAAAAGUAUGUACUCAAGGUCGUCAGGAUGCUGGCCAAUGGGUGACGUCGUUCUAUUUGUCUUCGAGUGUUGAUAAUGUGCAUUGGUCCAUAUACAGGUUUAGGAGCGGAAAUAAGGUAAGAAAUAUACCGUGCAGGUAUUUCAUCAUCAGGAAGAAAAAUAUAUAUCAAAAUACAAGUUUCAAAGAGAGGUUUUUUGCUAGUCUUUAUUACUGUUACAAAACAGAAAAUGGUGAAAAAAUGGUGACGUCAACAAUCGCAUUGCUGAGCACCAUUUACAGACGAAACAUUGAAUCGACUGGGACUCUUCGACAUGUAUUAUGUAUUCUACAGACUACUAUCAACGACUCACUUUAGAAAGCUGGUUUACUAACUUAGAACAAACGCCACUGAAUCGUCCUCAUCAGUUAUCGGCACAGUACAAACGAUUUAUUGGAGGAAUCAAGUGACACUAACUACUAGAGAACGACUGGACAACUGACAAUAUUGAAGAAACGACUGUUUAACUGUGACAAUAGACGGAUCGAAACGCACCGAUGACAUCUGUCAUCACUUGUCUACUUAGCCAAUAUCAGCACGGCUUCACUGACAGACGACCAAUAACAUCGCGACUUCAUUGCCAAUUGGGUCAAUAACCAAAGUUUAAUACCAUCAACUGACGUGAUACACUGAACUCACUUUGACUCUGAAGAUGACUACUGCACAGGUUGUUGAAACGUCAGUCACUGUCAACAACAACAGUCCUAUUCAGGACUACGUUCACCCGGACAAUCAUACUCAACCUACUUAUUAUACUCCAUUUUGUUCUUAGCUUUUCCAAGCCAAUCGUGAUCAGAACAGUAUUGUCCAAAACGCCAUCAACCCUCCAAUUUUCGCAAGAUUUGUGAAACUUAAUCCACGUGGGUGGUACAGGCAUAUCUCCAUGAGAGCUGAAUAUUAUGGUUGCGUUGCCGGUAAGUUACGAACUAAGAUACAUGUGUAUAUUAAAGGUGGUGUUCAUAGUCAUGCUAUCUAGCAGUGCUUCAAUCUGCCCGGAGCAGGCCUCGGUCCGUAUGUCUGCGUAUUUGCCUCAACAAGCAGGUUCAGGUGUAGUUCCCAACCAAAUCAAUGACUAUUUCACUAAUGUCUGCGCUGCUUGCUUUGAUCUUGCGUGUUUGACUUUCAAACUGCUUCCACCAGCGCACCACAUGAAGUUCAAGUGACAAUUUUUUUUCGACUUGUUAUUAGUUUUAUUUUUUUAAAAUUCCUUUUUGAUAAAAAUGGUUCAAUCAAAAGUCAUGACAGAAAAAAACACCCAAACCGCAGAGAUGCCUCGUUAGCGCAGUAGGCAGCGCGUCAGUCUCAUAAUCCAAAGCAGACAUCUGAAGGUCGUGAGUUCGAUCCUCACACGGGGCAUAUUUUUAGUAUUCGUAGUUUUUAUUGCUAUUGCGUCGAAUCAGUCGACAACUUUUCAGUUUAGCUAACAUAAGAAAAUCAGAAGUUCUUUUUUUUGCAAACGCAAUUGAUCGCUAACUUUUCACUCAGGUUUGUAAGAUCACGUGAUGGUGGGGUAACCCGCCUAGCUGGGAUCGGAUUUGUGAUUCAUCAAAUUGGCUCAAAGUUCGGAUCAUCCUUGGUGUAAAAACCUGUGAAGUUUUUCUUUGUUUUCUAGCUAUUAUUUUCCUUGGCUCUAUUGUGCCGACUUCUCACUGGCUUGCUUUGUAUUAAUUGUUUUACGUCACUGGUGAGUUUCACAGGUUUUUACAUCGAGUAUGAGUAUACAGACUAACUUCGACACGGUAUGUGUCCUGUCGAAGGAUGUUGUUCGAUAGAAUGAUGGCCUAGAAAACGUAGAUCGAAAGUACGGCAGGACAUGUCCUUGCAGCAGAACCCAGUUUUGCUCGCUACCGUUCUUUACUCAUUUUCAUUGACCCUCCCUCAAGGGCCUGUUUACGUAGAGGUGGGGGACCCUAGGUAGGUGGGGUAACCUGGCUGUCCAUAUAAUCUCUCAUUUGAUUUGAUCACGUUUACAUGAUAGGUGGCGUGACCCCCUGCAUAUUACCUCACCUGUCUGGGGUCCCCACCUGCAUGUUAACAGGCACUUAGUAGAGAGAGUUGACUAUACUUAAAAUUCCUUACCUCAGAUCGAUGUGACAUACCCCUCGGAUUUCAAGAUGGGCGUGUUUCACGCGCCAUGUUGACCGCCUCUUCCAUGUACAACCACUACUACGGACCAUGGAACGCCAGACUUCAGGCGCGGAAUAGAGGCCAAACGAGAGGAGGCUGGAUCGCUAAAUAUCGGAACAGGAAGCAGUGGUUACAGGUUGACUUGGGCGUGGUUACAAGGGUCAAGAGAAUCGCUACCCAGGGUCGAUAUGAUGCAAACCAGUGGGUCAAGUCGUACACGCUGUCAUACAGCAACAAUGGAAUCAGGUUUAUACCAUACAGACGAGGGAGAAGAGUUCAGGUAAUAGGAAGCUUCAGCAUAGAGGACGGCGACGACAGCGAAAACUUCACUUUAAAAAUGAAUUCGCGUUUUUGUAAACUAUGUCGCGUUUAUUCCAGUUUGAAAUGAAAAAUGUCAAUUUUAGGUGAUUUUCCCUAAAACUGAUUUCCUAGUGAACCAACUCACUCAAGUUUAGAAAGAGAAAGAAAAAAUCCUCGUCGCUUUUUUACGUCCUGCAUUAAACGUGAAAUUAGUCUUUUUCACGUCAUAGUCGUAUAGUGACGGAAAUUGCUUAAUAAACGUAUUGCUUUUUUGACGUCCUCGUUGCUGUCGUAGUCGUCACAGCUAAAGCCAGUGUCAAACGACGUGAUUAGAUUGCUGGCCAGAGAGAACAUUUUCUCUAUCUACGAUAGCUUUAAAGUUGAAAAUUUCAGUUUCCUUUUGAGGGUCUCUAGAGAGCCUUCGUCUUUGAUAUCAUUUUAAGAGCGAGAUUCAGAUCUUGGUUGCUGUUAUUAUCGAUUCUGGUUCUUGGUAUUGCAGUAUCUGCCCGUGAGGUUCCAAGAUUAUAGUCAGAAGGCAGUAAAUCAGUAAAUUCUUAUUUGCUUCAGUCAGACUCUCAGUCUCUCAGUCAGCCAGUGAGUCAGUGAGUCAGUGAGGAAGAAGUCAGCCAGUCAGUCAGUCAGUCAGUCUAUCAGUCCGUCGGUCAGUCAUUUCAACUAUUUGGUAAAUCAGUUUGUUUGUUAGGAAACUUGUUUAAUUUAAUUUAGUCUGUGCCUUCCUCCGAUUUCUUCCCCAAAAUGCGUCUGUGUAAUGGUGUUGAAUCAUUUUCCGAGGAAACGCUGAAACGUCAUAUCUCUAGACGUGCUUUAAAGUGGGUGCAGAGACAUUCAUUAACUUUUUAUUUACAGUAAUUUAGUGGUCUGUGCUUGGACGAAUUUCCUAAAAUAAAGUUCCAACUAAAGGAAUAAAACUCCGUGAGAUGAUUUGUGUUUUCUUUAUCGUUUAGAUAUUCCAAGCAAACAUCGAACGUCACUUUGUAGUAGAGCAUAGGCUCCGUCCCACCAUCAAAGCUCGAUACGUUCGUAUUCAUCCCAUUUCCUGGUACGGGUGGAUUUCAAUGAGAAUGGAGUUGUAUGGCUGCAGACUGGGUGAGUGGUAUACGUACAACGUAAGCAGGGGGGAGCAUUGGCACCAGUUAUAAUGAGCAUGAUACAUACAAGCAAUACUGGUCAAUAACAAAUUAUUCAUUUUCUUUGCCGCGGCAGGAUUAGCUCAGUCGGUAGAGUGCUUCACUGCAGAGCGGCAGGUCGCGGGUUCGAUUCCCGGGGCUCGACCAAUACUCAGGGUCUUAAAAUAACUGAGAAAUGAAGUUACUCCCUUUGCCCUGCAAACGGCUAGCCUUCGCGUGGCUCGGAUCGCAACGUAAAAUGGCGGUCCCGUCUCCAAUAGGAGACGUAAAAAUAGUGUCCCCAAUUAGUGCUUUCGUGCAAAAUGCUCUAUUUCAGACUGUUACGGGCAUUUAUUGCCGGCAACACCAUUUUAAAAAAAGCAAGGAAUGUGUAGAACAUACUACUUCUACAAUAAUCAUAUCGAACAGUUUUAGAAAACACUCCUUUUUGAUGUCAACAGGAACUCUUUGUAAUCGCCCAAUGGGAAUGCAGACAGGCCGAAUCAAAAACAACAGGAUUACGUCAUCAUCUGAGUGGGAUCGGUACCAUGCCCCUUUUCUGGCGCGUCUCCACCGAAGACGAAGGGGACGGUACAUGGGGGCAUGGUCAGCCAAGUACAACAAUUACUACCAAUGGUUGCAAGUUGACUUCGGAAAAGCAGCGAAGAUUAUUAAGAUAUCUACGCAAGGACGUCAGGACCUUAAGCAGUGGGUCACGCAGUAUUACGUGACACGGAGUCUUGACGCGCUGCACUUUGUUCCUUAUAAGGAGCGGAACAAUAUUAAAGUAUGGAAAGCAUUUAUUAAUCGAUAAGUUGUAGGUAAACCAUGAGCGAAAGGUCAUUGUGAGUGUCCACACAGAUCUCCCGGGAAUAUUUUGUCGUACAGUGAAACUUGUACGGACCCCAUAUUACAUGGGCACCCUGUAUUUACCUGAGGAAUGGCUCAGUUUGUUUUAAACUUUUUCCAACUAUUUUCUGCAAAACGAACCGGAAGGAGGGGACACUGCCGUUAAGCGGACAUCUGCGACGGUCUCGUGCUUGUCCGCUAAUUAUAGGUUUCACUGCUACUAAUUAAUAAUUCAUCAACUCAGUUGAUUUGUGGGUGCAUUAACUCAAAUAUAACCUGUUGAUUCGUCUUCACGUUAAUGAAUGAUUAAUGAAUUUUGCAAAUGUACCUGUUUCGUUAAAAGUUCAGCUCAGUAGCAAAAGCUGUGGUUUAGUCGGAAAUGUCUGUGAUACUUGUUUUGGCCUUGUGUGUUUUACUUUAAAAAUGUUUCUGCACAUUAUGAUUGUCAUCUGUGCCUCGUUAGCGCAGUAGGCAGCGCGUCAGUCUCAUAAUUCAAAGUAGCAAUCUGAAGGUCGUGAGUUCGAUCCUCACACGGGGCACAUUUUACACUUUUUUUGAGCUAGGUUUACACUCGAGAAGAUUUUUUUCGUAUUCAUAAAUUUUCCUGGUUUUUUGAUGUUUAGGUUAUUCGUCUCCCCAUGCGUUUACAUUAGACACGUAUUCGGAUACCCAUCGUUCACACACUGACGGUUACCAAUCAUUGUUCCGCCACUUUGGUCUGACCGCAAAGUCUGAUCACAAGCCGAAAAGUAUCAGGUUUCUUUGGGAGAAUUGUUUACACUACAAAACAUUGCGGUCUCAACAGUGAUCGGAUUCAAAAAGUUCAAAUUAGAAUUUGGAUUUAAAAUUACGUAUCUGCGUAUAAACGACAAAAGGAAUCUAGUACCAAAAUGUUCUGGAUUCAUGACAAUCCGGAAGAAUCUAAUACGCACCGAUCAUAUGAUGAUGAGUAAAACCUGUAUCGAAAAACCUCGUUACGCUCGUGGGAGAGUGACUCAUAAAUGGUAGGGGCGGGAGGGCGAGAGAGAAAAAGACAUGGUUGCUGAUUCUUUAACUGGAACGCAGACUUUUGGGACGCAUCUCUGCGUCUAAACUCGCUGAAAUUACUCUACAGAUGAACAGAUCGAAAAGGAAAUUGUCUCUCUGAAAAUUCAUGUUUUUUAGAAAGAGUUAAUUUAUCGGAUUUUAAUAACUAUCGCAUGCUAGUUUUGAAAAGUGUUUUGUUUUCUCACUUUCCUUGUUUUCCUGCGUUUAUUUUGCAGUACUUCACAGGCAACCGUGAUCGAAACACUGUGGUCACAAAUUCUUUCGUCCCGAUUUUGCGUUGCCGCUAUAUUCGCGUUCAUCCCAGAAGAUGGUACAAACAUAUUUCAAUGAGAGUAGAGUUCUACGGUUGUCUCACAGGUAUUUUGUACAAUUUAGAAGUAAAGGCAAUUAUCUUUUAGGGGUAGUUUUCACUUGAAUAAACUGGAAAAAGUACUGUAGAGCUGAUCAAACAACGCCUUGUUAUGUGAUUUUGCUCAUAGAUAUGUUUAAGUAUUUAAAUCAAGAUCGCAAAACAUAGCAGAAUACGAUGAAUAACGUUAUGAAUGACUGAUUACAGUUUCGGGCAACAAUCUUCGUUACUGGGAAAAGAUACCCCUCCCUUAAACCAACAUUUUGCCCUAAGUGACUGAAGUAAGUGUUAAUGUUGGAUUAGGGAAGGGGUAGGUGGGCAGUUUCCCAGUAACGUAUAAUAAUCCGCAGGUUCUUGGUUUUGCGGAUUGGUGGGAUCGCGAAAUGACGUAAUACAAAAGGUUGAAAAGACACUGAACUAUAACCCGCACUGUUACACAAUACAAACACCCUAAUUACUACUGCUGAUUGAAUUUAUCGCGCUUGUCCUAAGUCCUAAGGGAUCUAGCUUUGAAUUGAUCAGUUUUGUAGGACGCUUUUUCGUUUACGUAUAAAAUGUGGACUGAUCACUUAUCUUUCUUGACCCAGCGUUAAAAAUAAAGGGUCAUCGUUUUCGUCUUCUUCUUCCCUACAUAUCUGGUCGAUUGUCUUUAAUCUAAUUCUAAUAUGGCUAUAACUUUGGCCUAUCGCUGGAGGCUGAGAUCGGUUGUUUUUCGAUGGUGGUUGCUGAGAGGAAACCGGCGACCAUACUUGGCUUUGAUCUCACACUGCUACGUUAUUACACAUAACAUACACAGUUUUAAAGAAAUAACGUUUGCUUUAUUGUUAAGAUGGUUGUGUUAUGCCAUUGGGUAUGGAAGACCAGCGAAUCCUGUCGGGCCAUCUUCGGGCAUCGUCGUCGUACAAUUACAAUCACGGACCUGACCGAGCGCGUCUGAACAUCUACGCCGGUCAUGGGCGAACAGGAGCCUGGGUAGCGAGAUAUCGCAACACGAAGCAGUGGUUACAAGUUGACUUGAGGCAGAUGAGUAUUAUCAAAGGCAUUGCUACACAGGGACGUAGAGAAGCCCAUCAGUGGGUCAGAAGUUACCAUUUAUCCUACAGCCGAUUUGGAAGCAGAUUUAGGGCCUAUGUAGCUUACGGUAGAGUGAAGGUUGGUUUGGAUUUUGUCCUAAGAACUGAAGUAUUUUUUUCGUAUACCGUAUAUCCUUGAAUAAGCGUCCACUCUCUAAUAAGCGCCCACCUCUUAGGCCAAAAUAUCAAACAUACACCCCCUCGAAUAUGCGCCCCCUUCCCUCCCCCAUCAGUUUUUUUAAUAGUAGGGAUACAAGGAAAACCUGUUUCUAUUGCCUCUUUAUUGAUAACUCUGCGUGUAAACCGUAUAAUGGAACUAAGGUAGGCUUGAUUACCAACAGGAAAACUUAAUAAGCGUCUCCCUUUCUAAGCGCCCUCAUUCCCAUAAGCGCCUAUCCUUUCAGCCGAAAUUUUGAAUAAGCGCCGGGCGGUUUUUCAAGGAAAUACGGUAAUUUCUCCAUUGUACCUGCCCCCUCCAACGAAGUACCUCAAUGCAUUCUUAUUUUGAAACGAGAGUUAUCAAUAAACAAUAAUUUUCCACUGUCUUUACUCUUUCGUACAAACAAAGUGGUCAGCCUUUAAUUUGAAUCAACUUGUUAAUGACGCGAUUCUCUUUGACUUAUUUAGUAACUGGAUCUAACAACAUUAGGAAUUUUAAACCUUCUCUUAAUUUACAAAUGAGCAAUUAAGCAUUCUAUUUACUACUAUUAGUAUUAUUUUUAUUAUUAUCACAAUUUGUUCUCUUUGUAUAUUUCCAAAUAUUUAAUAUAUAAUUAUCUCCUUAACUUAAAAUCGUAUUAAGUAUUUUCUCUCUCUGUAGGUCUUUCGAGGUAAUUAUGACAUUUAUCACACGGUGGGUCACAAGAUUUUGCCAGCGAUAAAAGCACAGUUCGUUCGUAUUCACCCCCGAUCUUGGUAUAGUUACAUUGCCUUACGUGUGGAACUCUAUGGAUGUCGUGCGCGAGGUAAGGUUGAUUUUCAGUAACGUUUGUUGCAACUAGUUGUAAUCCGUUGUCUGUUUGAAUUUUUAACGUGGUACUUGGAGAAAUUAUGAAAAUUCAGAUGUUUGAAUUGAAUGGACCUUUUUAGCUUGUAUGCUUUGUUUUCCCACGCUUUUGGGGAAGUGCGUUCUCAUUGACUGCCUUACUCCGCAGGUGGCGAUUUAAUAGAGUGUUUUCACAUGACGUCACGGCGGCCAUAUUGGUGUCCCAAAACAAUGAAACGGCGGCCAUGUUGGUGUCCCCAACCAGUCCUGUGGGAGUUGAACUCCUUUCUUACGCAAACGCUUUCUAUUGUUCCAAUAAAUUUGUGUAGAUGCUGGCCACGUGAGUGGAAACACUCAAUAGGGCCAUUUAUGCGAGAAAAAAUAUGACGCGUCUUACAAAAGACGGGUCCCAGAUAAGACGCGAACUAUCCCAUGUAGACGGCACGUUAUCGUUUUUAAUCUCAUAAGAAGCGUCUUAUCUAAGAACAGCCCUUAACAUCUGUUCUUCGUUAAGACACGUCUUAGCUAAGUCGCGUCUUUAUGUGCCAUUUAUACGGGAUAGUUUGCGUCUUAUUUAGGACGCGUCUCAUGAUUAACGCGUCUUAUCUUUCCUCGUAUAACAGGCGCUAAUGUGAUUUCUAUAAGGUAUAACUCUUUAUUUGUUUCAGAGCGAUUUUACGACAGACCAAUUGGCCUGCAAAACUACCGAAUUAAAAAUGCGGCCAUCACAGCUUCGUCUCAGUGGGAUCAGAAUCACGCACCCUGGUUAGCGCGGCUUCACCGGUCGCGUCGCGGACGGUUCAUGGGCGCCUGGUCUUCCCGCCGCAAUGAUUAUAAACAAUGGCUGCAGGUUGAUAUGGGAAGGUCAAUGAAGGUCACAGGAAUUGCCACUCAGGGACGGCAGGACGCUGACCAGUGGGUCACUGCGUACUAUAUGUAUAUUAGUUCGGAUGGAGUCAACUUCGCCAAAGUGAAACACUGGUGGAAUUACGUCAAGGUAGAACAUUUUCCAUGGCACUGACAUCCGAAAAGUUAUGUUCAAUAAAUUACAGAGGAUUUAUAGUUACCUACAUGAACUUGCGGUCUUAUUAAGAACAAGGCUGAGAAGAUGAAUUUCUAAUCGUUUAUUUUGCUGUUUAGACGUUCCAAGGCAACAGAGACCGGAUGUCAGUACAAACACGUUCCAUCGAUCCUCCAAUUUACGGCCGUUAUGUUCGAAUUACACCACGUGGCUGGAAAUCGCACAUUUCAAUGCGACUGGAGCUGUAUGGGGGACCCUGGAGUAAGUCAUAUUGUAGUAGUUUUGUAAAGUGGAAAAAAAAGUACGCCCUCAAAGUUAGAAAUGAUACUGAAAUGAUUUUGGGGGGGAGUGGGGGGGGGGGGCAGUCCAUGUAUUCACUCUUCUUUCAACCUCUCUACAAUGGCCACUUUCUUCUGUCCCCAAGGUGGCCGUUGAAGAGACGUUCAACUGUACGUAUUGGCGGAUUAAUUUUUGUAUGCAGUUAAUUGCUGUGUCAUCCUCUGUCCUCGUCCUAAAAACUGACUAUACUUGCAACAUAUGUUUACGUUUUGAGCACGACCUAUCCUGGAAUCAUUCACCACGCAAAGAAAUUUGAAUCAAGUUAUGCAGAGUCACAAGGCCCAAACACUCUCUUCAUUUUUUUCCUUUCACUUUUACUAUUUGCAUUCUACACUUCACUUACUUACAUUGUUAUUACAUAUUAGGUUACUUGGCAAAACUUCCGUACUAACAUAAUUUUAACAGUGGCGGAUCCAGUGAAGGGGCCCGGCCCUUAUUUUUAGACCAAAAGGCCCGAAAGGGCGAAAAAAAAUUUGUUUGAGACCGCCCCCCCUUAUUUCAGGAUCUGGAAGACCGCCCUCCACCCACCUGUAGGGAAUGUCUGGAUCCGCCACCGAGUCUCGUCACCAGUCAUUGCUCACACAACUUAAAAGAAACUUGUUAAAUCAAUGGAGGCCCGCACGAAGAUUUUUCCUUUCCAACAUUCCUGGCAUUCCUUAUUACUAUCUCCAGGGUUUUUCGCUUUAAAGAUAAGUAAGGACUUUGUCAAUCCUCAUACGGCUAUGGUAAACUAUGACAAAGUAAUUCUUCACUUGUUUUCGCAUACGGAUGAUUCUUCACAUUUGAAGAUUGUUAAUGAUAAUUUCUUUUUAUCAGAUCGUUGUGACAUGCCCUUGGGUCUUGAAGAUGGUCGUGUUCCGGAUCCACUCAUACGCGCCUCUUCUUUCUAUAACUACUACUGUGGACCGUUUAACGCAAGGCUCAACAGACGGCGGUACGGGCGUCAGGGAGGGGCCUGGUGCGCAAAGAGGCGAGACAGACGUCAGUGGCUGCAGGUCGAUUUUGGCGCGCUUUCGACAGUGUCAGGUGUCGCUACUCAGGGAAGACAGAACUCAGCUCAGUGGGUUACGAGUUAUUAUAUAUCCUACAGUAGAAAUGGCUACAAGUUCGCUCCUUACAGGGAAGGCAGGCGUACAAGGGUGAGGGCUCUUGCUUGUUUGUUUUAUUUGUUCUAUUUAUUUGCCACAAAAUAAUAGAAAUUAAGUAGAAAAAAAAAUGGCGCGGAGACCUAACAGAAUGUGUCUAUGUAAUGUUUAACACGCAACCGAUAAUCCCUUCUUUCGCUCUGGAAAAGUUUUGUAUUGUGUAUACUAACAUCGUGUUCUUUUUGACAUGCUCAGUUCAGUCUGCUCGCUGACGUUUCUUUUUCCUUUGCUUCAUAGAAGAUGUCUUUGGGCAGGCUCUUUGUGAUAACGUAGUUUAAGUUUAAAUGUUUAACUCAACCGUUCUUUUACGUUUAGAUAUUCCAAGCUAAUUACGAUCGAUUCAUAAUCGUGCGGCACCGGCUGAAAAAACGCAUUACAGCUCGCUUUUUCAGGAUACACCCACUCACGUGGUAUAGCUGGAUCUCUAUGCGUGUGGAAUUUUAUGGCUGUGUAAUCGGUAAGUAAAUAGAGACUUUUAGAUUCAAGGACGAGGACGACUACGAGUGCGAGAUUUGACUUAAAGUUUUUUCGCGUAUUCACAAAAUAUAGACUUCCCGGAAAGCUUCAUUUUACUAUUUUUCACUAGAAAGUGGAGUGCUAGACACGCGACACGGGAAGGCUCCUUUCUCGCCGUGUCCUUAAAUCUUUACACUUUUCAUCCACAGACUCAAAAAGUUAAUAUUUAGCAUAAUAAACAUCACCAGAGGAAAAUACUCCGUAGUAGCUUUUAUUUCAAAGGUAACUUCUUAGGAUUUCAUCCAAAGUCACGAUUGUUAAAUUUCAACUUAAUAUCUCCAUAUCUAACCGUCGAAGUUGAAGUGUUAAAACGAUAUUUUCGCGGGAUUGUUUAUAUUUUAGGACCAAGGUGCAACAAGCCCCUGGGCUUACAAAAUGGCCGUAUCCGUUCAUCACAACUGAGCGCUUCAUCCAGCUGGGACCGAAAUCACGGCCCUAACAACGGCAGACUUUAUUUCCACCAGCGCGGAAAGAGUGGAGCCUGGUGCGCGCGCCACAACAACCGUCUCCAGUGGUAUCAGGUAAACUUUGGUCGCGCCACACGGGUGGUGAAGGUUGCUACGCAGGGACGAAAGGAUUACCGUCAGUGGGUUACUCAGUAUUAUUUGUCGUUCAGUCAGGAUGGGAUACAUUUUGCGGAAUACAAACAAAACAGUAACCGAAAGGUAAGAGAGUCGAGGUUAAUGUUUCACGUUGACAGCGAAUUGCGUUUUUUUUUAUCAAAAGAAUCAGUAUAGUCUUGCUCUUCACGGAGCAGCAAAAGGGAAAUGUUUGUUAAUUUCCGUCUACAGCAGAAUAAAAAUGAAAAAACUAUGGAGACACAAUAAUUGAAAUGCUCUGGACCUCGUCCCGCUUUCAUUGUGUUUGUUCCAAUGUUUACGCACAAAGUUUUAUUUGACUUUUUCGUUCAUUUUGCCAAUUUCAUUGCCUUAAAAAAAGAAAAAGAUCCCGUGCCCCGUGUGAGGAUCGAACUCACGACCUUCAGAUAUCUGCUACAGAUUAUGAGACUGACGCGCUGCCUACUGCGCUAACGAGGCACUUACAGAUUUUGCUAUAGAACCAACCACUUUAAAAGGAACAACGACAACGUCUAAAAAAGUUUGCUUACUUGUAGAACACAUCCUUAAGUAUUUCACAGGAAACAGAGAUCAGAACAGUGUAGUCCAGCACGGGCUUUAUCCCAGGAUCAAGGCAUACAUCAUCCGGGUUCAUCCGUGGGGAUGGUACCGACACAUAUCCAUGCGGAUGGAGUUUUACGGAUGUAGAGAAGGUGAGAUAAAUGACAAGUUCUUCUCCUGACGGCAGCUACAAAGUAAUUACUAAACAGAUAUUUAUCUCUCAAGAAACCUUGCAUAGAGUCCUAAUUCUUUCAUUUGCUGAUCCAAAAACUAGGGCGGCAAAAAAAGCGUGUAAACGUUAUGAAGGGUACUACCGGGGUUUGGACGGCGGAUCAAAUUUCCAAGUGGGGAGCUGACUGGUGACUUGAAGUGGGGGAAGCCCUCCCCAGCCCCCCUCAGCUCCGUCGUCCCUCCGAGGUCCCUCCAAACCUCCCGGAAAUUCGUCUUGUAAUGUUUCGAUUACGAGAAGGAGUGUUUCAGCCGAUAUCUAGAAACCGAGAAGUAAUAUACUGUCAAAAUGAAAAUGGAUUGCUUCAGCUUAGAGCCAGAACUGAGAAGUAGACUGAAUUCAAAGUGGUUGUCCACAUACAGUGAAAUACUCUUUGAAACUGUAGAGUGUUUGCUAUACCUUCUCGAAUGAUCAGUGAUUCAUGAAAAAAGGAACAACAGCAACAAACCUCGCAAAGCUUAGGGUUAGUAACUGCCAUCACAUUUCCAAAUCUCUUCUUCAAGGUAGUAGUUUUCAUUAUUUUCACUUUGAAAAUUGUUAAUACGUGUAUAAAAAAUUCCUUCCAAUUUUCAGAUCGUUGUGUCAUGCCACUUGGUUUAGAAGACAAACGGGUUCCAAACGGACAUUUGACCGCCUCAAGUUAUUACAACUAUCGCCUUUCACCCUGGUAUGGUCGACUCAAUAGUAUCUACUCAUGGAGCGUGCGCAGAAAUCGUGUGGGUCAGUGGUUCCAAGUGAACUUUGUGGAGUUAAUGCGUAUAAAAGGAGUGGCUACUCAGGGCCGACAGAACGCCAAUCAGUGGGUUAGAAGCUAUACAGUUAGAUACAGCGUUGAUGGAAUGAGCUUCACACCAUACAGAGAAAAUAGGCGAUUCAAGGUAAUGUAUUGCAGCGGGCAUAUAUGCCUUAAGUCACAAGUAUAUAAAGUUCUGUCUCAUGUCAAAAAUUACAUAGUCAUACGCCCUCAAAGUCGUUGUUUAUAUGGAGAAAACUUGUUUUGGGUUGAAGGAUCACUCGCCUACUCGAGCUCAGUACCUUGGGCAAGCCAACUUUUCCUUCAUUUCCUUACAAAACUUGGCAAACCGUUUACAUGAGAACAAAAAGUUGCCUCGGCUAGAAGGAUGACCCGCCUAUCCGAGUUUGGUUUGCUUAGAGGACGAAAAACUGAAACCGAUCAUAACUUGCGGACACGCGUUUCCGCCGAUGUGGUGCGCGUUGCAUAGUUUUGCUCCGUCGGAUACAUGAGUGUGCUUGCCCAAAGUAGUUAGUGUCCUAUUUUAAAAAACGUCGAUUGUUUCUUUUGUUUGUUAUUUUUUCAGAUAUUCAACGGAAACACAGAUCGUCAUUCCGUAGUUUAUCAUCAGUUUGUCAGACCGUUUAAAGCCAUUUACGUCCGCAUCUACCCUAGGAGUUGGUACGGCUGGAUUUCCAUGAGAGCGGAGCUUUACGGCUGCUCGGGUAAGAAUGCGAUUGGGUCACCGAUUCAUUGUAUUGGACACAAAGCAUCAAUCAACCUUAGAGACCAAAGGACAGUCAGUUGCCAGGGUCGGGAGGAAAGGCGCGACAAACGUUUCCAAGCACAAGCGGAAGAACCCCUGGGUAUCGACACUCGCAACACCAUAUCCAAACGGUCAGGCGAAUGGUGGCUCCUGAUUGGGCAAAAAAUGCUUUGUAUUAUUGUGCCCAAUCGGCGAACAGCAUCUCCUGAGUUCUUUUGCAAUUUCAAAACAAGGCUUGUUUGUGAAAUCUGUUUGUCUGACGUAAGCGUGCAUAAGGGCUAUUUGUCGCUUACCCGCUUAAAAAGCAAAUUUCGUUUCCUAGACGUUUAAGAAACAACAAACUGUGAAGGUUGGUUGGAAUCUUAGGUUUUAACCUUGUAGCUUUUCGGCAAAGUUUUAAGUUAUGUCCUUUGUUAUGCUUCCUUGUAAACCCUCCGUAACUAUCCUUUCUCCCAUUCCCAGCGUCCCUUUGUAACCGCCCGUUGGGUAUGCGAAAUGGUCGUAUACGCAAUCACAAGAUCACCGCCUCAUCAUCGUACAACCGUUUUCAUGCCGCGUGGCUUGGGAGACUGGGAAGAAUUAAGACCGGGAGAUACAUUGGGGCGUGGUGCGCAAAAUACAAGAAUUACAAUCAGUGGAUCAAAGUCGACUUUGGUAGACCGAUGAAGAUUACUAAAAUUGCUACUCAAGGAAGGCAGGAUGUGGGGCAUUGGAUAACGUCGUACUAUGUGUCGUUUAGUGCUGACAACAUUCAUUGGGCAAUGUAUCGGUUUAGAAGUGUUAACAAGGUAAGAGGGAUCAGAAAACAUAACAACUGGAUUUUGCUGAGCAACCAGACAAACUGGUGAACUUGUAUUGCGUUACAAGGGCUAUAAAAGGGACCUUUUGCGAUGAUAACCGCGUCGCGACUGCGACGUAAAAAAAAUGUUGCAAAAACAGCAACGUUGCAAAAAAGGUUGUACGUUUUUUGUUGCUCUUAACCUCACCGCAACCGCGACGUCAAGAGAAUGAGAAUGAAAAUGAGGAUAAGGAUGAUGAUGAGAAUGAAAAUGAGAAUGGAAAUGAGAAUGAGGAGGAUGAAAAUGAAAAUAAACAUGAGGGUGAGGAUGAAAAUGAAUAUGAAUAUGAAAGUGAAGAUGAAGAUGAAAGUGAAAAUGAAAACAAAGACGAAGAUGAUAAUGAAGAUGAUGAUGACGAUGAUACUCCCGAUCAUAAGCUAUGAAUGAACAAGAUUUUAAGAUCAUUAUUCCUCGUUCUUUGUACAGUUACGAUAUGUUUGAGAACGCGUCGCUAAAUUCCUCAUUUUGUUUAAUCGUCAACAGCUUUUCCAAGCAAAUCGCGACCAGAACAGCAUUAAAAUGAACGCCAUUAACCCUGCCAUUAGAGCUCGCUUCAUCCGUCUUCAUCCUCGAGGCUGGCAUGGCUAUCCGUGUCUGAGGGCAGAAUUCUACGGAUGUCCAGUUGGUAAGUUGCUUUUUUAAUUGGUCUACCUGCGGACGUUAGUCUUCCUAAGGGCGUUAGCCCGUAUCAUGGUUAUUACUCCAUUUUGAGGGUAUCAUGUCAUGUCAUGCGAAGGGCUCUAACGCAAGUUGAUCGGUCUAGCAGAUAAGGAAGAGAAGAGAAAGUGAAAGAAAAAGAGGAAAGGGAAAAAGAAACAACAAUGAUUUCAAUCUUAAUAUUUUUGAUGGCCCUCUUUAAAAAUAGUCUUGUUUUGGUCGGCUGCAUCUUGUCUUUGAAAACUUGGAUACUUGAAAUUGCAAAUAUCUUGUCCCGAUGGGAUGUUAUCUUGUUCAUACUUAGACUUAAAUUAAAACAAAUUGAAAAUUAAAACCCCAAAAGAUCAAGACUAAAUUUCGGUGAAUUUAUAUAGCUACAUAAUAAUUAUCCACAAAGUUAUAUUUAUAAGCAGUCUUAAGCAGUAUUUUUUGUGUUUGCAAUUAUUUAUAAUUCGCACAGACUAAAGAUGUUGAUAGUGUCCGAACAAUUUCGUUGUUUAUCCUCCUCAUCAUCAUGCCAUUUCGUGCUUUGCACAGAUCGAUGUGACGUCCCACUCGGAAUCCAAGAUGGCCGCAUCACUCGUUCUAUGUUCACCGCCUCCUCAAUGUACAACCACUACUACGGUCCCUGGUGUGCCAGACUUCAGGCACAGAAUCGAGGCCAAACCAGAGGAGGCUGGAUCGCUAAGUAUAGGAACACGAAACAAUGGUUGCAGGUUGAUCUGGGAACUGUUUCAAUUGUCAAGCGAAUCGCUACCCAGGCUCGAUAUGAUGCUAAUCAAUGGGUGACGUCAUACACUGUUUCCUACAGCAAUAAUGGUGUCAGAUUUUUCCCUUACAAGCAAGCGAGAAGAACCAGGGUAAGGAUGUUUCUUUUUUUGCCUCAACAUGGUUGGUGCGCAAUGUGCACAUGUGUCCAUUAACUUUAUUUAUCGUGUGGCUGGUUUCCCGAGCAGGCAAGAUAAAGCGAAUACUGCGUUCUGAUUGUAUACCCGAGGGGGCAAGAUAAGCCUAUACUGCCUGCUCGAGUUUUCCCGCUAGGUCCCGCAAGCCAUAUUAUAAAUGUUUUUUAAUGACCGAGCUUGUUCGGUCAAGAGCUUGCCCAACAUCUGGUCAUCUUUGCUGGCGCUUGGUCAGUAAGGCACGGUAUACAGUAUAUAGUAACUUCUGGCCCCAGUCGUUCAAAAGGUGGAUAGCGCUAUCCAGCGGAUAAAUCUCCAUGCAGUUGAUAGUGCAAUUGGUUUGCAUAAUGGUUAUGCACUGGAUAGUGAUUUAUCCAGUGGAAAGCACUCACUCUUAAGCUAUUGAAAAACUGGGGCCAUAACUGUCAAAGUACCACACUUUUACUGACGUUUUUACUGGCAUUUUAAAGCUCUUUCAAAGGAACACAGAACGUUACUUUGUGGUGGUACACAGGCUACGCCCGGCCGUAAGAGCGCGUUACAUUCGUAUUAACCCAAAGUCCUGGUACGGCUGGAUUGCAAUGAGACUGGAGUUGUUCGGCUGUAGACUAGGUAUGUACCAUGAACCUUGAAAUCAUGAAGAUAGCUCACAAACAGAGUUACGUUAUUCUUUUUUUUUUCGUUCCCUUAUCGUCUAAGACAGGUGACAAAAUACGAGUCAUUGAGAGGAAGCUGCUGUCUUUUGUAAUUAAAAAAUUCUUAACAAUUCUUUGUCCCUUUUCUACAUCGCGUAUCUCUUUUCACUCCUUAUAAGAUUUCCACCCACCCACCCCGCCCCCAACCCCAAACUUUUAAGCGUUAACGCUUCAUUAGGGGAGGCGUAGGUGUUGACCUCGUUGUUACUUUCUGUGGAGGCACCCGAUCUAGUGCCUAGCACAUGUUAACUCCUUGACUUGGGCCCUGGACGUGCAAUCAUCGUAUUCCCUUGGACAAAAGACUCUUUAUCUUUAGUAAACACUGUAUUCCUUCCUUUUUGUUGUUUAAAUUGGUAACGAAGGUACAAGUAGAGUUGGCCAUGCGAAAAACUCGCAUCCCCUCAACAGGGGAUAGCAAUAAUUUCCUUCCAGCGAAUCCGUUAUUUUGUAGUUGAACAGUUUACUUCUUCAGGGUAGAGAAGAACUAUCGUUUUGACCACCAUAUCGGGAAAUGUUGAAAGAGGUCUAUACUCCUAGUUGUUUCAUUCAUACACACUCAAAAACCAGGUCAAACUCAGGCUGUGAAUUAGUUAUGCUAUGGUAGCCCUAUACACCUACCCAUUUACUUAGCGUUUUUAAUAACGAUUCAAAUUUCUACAAUAGGAAAACUGUGUAAUCGUCCAAUGGGACUUCAGAACAAUCGACUGAAAAAUCACUUAUUGACGUCAUCCUCCCGCUGGGACAAAUACCAUGGUCCUUACCGAGCUCGUCUUAACAUCCGUCGCCAUGGACGCUACAUAGGGGCGUGGUCGUCUCAGUACAAUAAUCGAUAUCAAUGGCUUCAAGUUGAUUUCGCUGGACCAGCAAAAAUUAUCCGAAUUUGCACGCAGGGAAGGCAGGACUUAAACCAGUGGGUCACGCAGUAUUACGUGACUCGCAGCUUAGAUGCUAUCAAUUACCGGCCGUACAAGGAGCGAAAUAAUAUCAAGGUAUUUUUUGUCGGAAAAGCUAAUUGGUCUGAUAAAUUGUAAAGUUUCAGAUUGUUUGUAUGUUUUCGUAUUUCGUGUGAUUAAGCGUUACUUUAAUUUGGUCAAGCAUUUACAGUAGGGAGCUUUGGCAACUACGAUGAAGACCACAACGACGACUUCAAAAAAACCAAUAGGUUUAAUGAUCAAAACAACAGCUCUGCACGUGCAUCAUGCUUGUUAGUACAUUUCUUUGACGUCCAAUGCACGACUACGACGUGAAACCUCCUAAUUUCACCUUUUAUUUAGGACGUGGACAAACGACGACGAAUUUUCCGUCUUAUUUUUGAACCUGAAUAAAAUCCUUAAGAAUUCAACUCCAGGGAAAGUCGCCUGCAUUUGACAUAUUGAGCGGGUCCAAAUAGACGCGACUAAGUUUGAAAGAACGUAGAUUCAUUUUUUUACCGACGUUUUCACUGCCGUCGUCGUCGUCCUUGCUUAAGGUCCCUAGUAACCCGCUCGUGCCGAGCCCGAAAUACCCCGUCUCGUUCGGGGAAAAACCCCCUAGUACUCAGGGUAGCGUUGCUACUUCUCAUCCGAUGCUUAGUUAACUUAGUGCUUUUACAAUUAUAAUAAUUAUAUUUUGUCAACUGUUUUCGCUUCUAUUUUUCAGUAUUUCUCAGGUAACCGCGACCAGAAUACCGUUGUAUGCCACCCUUUCAUCCCCGCUCUUAGAUGCCGCUUUGUGCGUAUCCAUCCAUGGGGAUGGUACCGACACAUAUCUAUGAGAGCCGAGUUUUACGGAUGCCGAACUGGUAAGGAGUACUCAGUUACCACCUUUAAGAGAACAAAACUGAUCUCCAGUGUUACUUUUUUGUUGAUAAAUAUACUUGUCGAGAACAAAACACGGCUUGUGCUGUCCACCCGUAUAUUUAGUGCUGCUGUGCUGUGCGAUCGAAGACUGGGACGGGGUUGGCUGGUUUAGAUAUAAUCAGACACCACUUACACACAGUAAAGUGGGGUCUAUUUGUUUUAUACAUUGACCAGAACAACAGCAAUCACAAAAAUAAAAACAGAAAGGUGCGUCUUAGCGUUGGAUUGUUCGAAGAUUUGGUCGAGUUUAAGUAUUUUUCAAGAUCCCAAGAACUUUUUUCGCUGCCUCGGUUUCUUCUUUUUCUCAAGUGGAAAAAACUCUUCCUAAACGUUUUUUGUGGCCAGUAGUUAAACAACACAUACGAAACAAUUUGCCUUUCAUGUCAUCCGUGUGUCUGCACUCUGACAGAUCAAAGGUAAUGACCAAUCACAGCGGACGUAGCAUUUUCUACAUUGCAUAGCGGCCUAUUAUGGGCAGCGACCUCUGAGAAUGUCUCAUCUUUUAGUCUUACCGGUGUGAUUCUUCCCCUCGCAGAUAAAUGCACCAUGCCCCUCGGUAUGGAACACCGAAGAAUCCUAUCGGGUCAUCUUCGAGCGUCGUCGUCAUACAAUUACAAUCACGGACCUGACCGCGCGCGUCUAAACAUCUACGCCGGUCACGGGAGAACGGGAGCCUGGGUUGCAAAAUAUCGCAACACCGGACAGUGGUUACAGGUUGAUUUGCGACAGCUGAGUAUCAUCAAAGGCAUUGCUACACAGGGACGAAGAGAAGCCCAUCAAUAUGUAUCAAGAUAUACCUUGUCUUACAGUGUGAAGGGCCUACGGUUUAGGCCUUACGUAGCUUAUGGCAGAAUAAAGGUAAACCUGUGAUCACCGGUCACAGAUGUUGUAGCAGAAUAUCCUUACAUACGGCAUUGAAGGCGUUAGCCUUUCCUGACUUUUCUUUUGAUUCUUUACUAAUAAAUUUCUCCAGAAAUUAGUAUAUUUGGAACAUUACAUAAGUGUUUCGAGUCAAUAUAAUUUAUACCCUUCGGUCAAUUUAAUUUCAAGAACGUUGAACAGGAAUGUCUUAGUAAAGACGUCGUCCUUUUGUGAGGCCAGGAGAGAUUCUAAGGUCUCUUUUUCCGUUUUGUCAUGGCCAGUAUUCUCGUAGUUUGUUCUUAAAGUUGUCUUGACUACCUUAUUUAGGGUUCGUGUAACGUUGAAUUCUGUGCUUCUUUCAUAGGUGUUUCGUGGAAAUUAUGAUAUCUACCAUACGGUUUCGUUAAAGAUUAUUCCACCAAUAAGAGCAAGGUUUUUGCGCAUUCAUCCCAAGUCGUGGCGCAGCUACAUCGCCAUGCGGGUUGAACUGUAUGGAUGUCGAUAUCGAGGUAAAUUCGAAGGCCUCUUACAAUUAGUCUACAUAUUGCUCGAAGCGUGGUAGUGCGAUUUUUUUGCAUUGCAUUUGUGAGCUAAAGGGUUGUAUUUGAUGCCAAGUUGUAUCCCGAGACAAGUAACCUUUCUUCACUUGCGCCCUCCAUCUCGACGUUUAGCAAACUGUUAUAAUGGCGACCUAUUACUGGGGUAAAUCAGCAAUAUCUGUAUCGCAUAGCAUCUCAUUCAAGGACAAAAGAAGACACCAUUUGUUAUUUUACUUUCCAGAGACCAGGUCUAGCUCUCCUGAAAGACUAUUCUUUCAAUGGGGGAGGUUAUGUUACUAUUGCUGAAAUUUUUUUCUUGCUUGCAAGGGAAAGGUUCAUAUAUUGGUUUUGUAACACUCCGUGACCAAGGAUACCAACACAAGAGCAGUGAUUGAACUCUGCAAGGCUAAUUUAUUUGUGUUCGUUUCCUCCGAUCAUCAGAGCGAUUCUUUGAUCAAGCCGUGGGAAUUCAAACAGGAAAGAUAAAGAACGCUGCCUUUACCGCUUCAUCGCAAUGGGACAAAUUCCACGCUCCUUUCCGAGCUCGACUGCACAUUCCGAAACAGGGUCGUUACAUUGGCGCGUGGGCUUCCCGCCCAAAUAACCACAACCAGUGGCUGAUGGUCGACCUGGGAAUUCCCACUGAAGUCACGGGCAUAGCGACACAAGGAAGGCAGGAUGCUGCCCAGUGGGUGACAGCGUUUUGGGUUUAUUACAGUUUGGAUGGAAUGCACUUUUCAAGGGUCACGUAUUGGUGGGACUAUAUAAGGGUGAGUGUUUUAGGUCUUUUCAAACACUGACAUUGAACGUGGUACCUGGUGACACCAAGAUGCACGUGUCAGCGUUUUCGGUUUUUUACUGUUUGGGUGGAAUGCACUUCACUGACAUUUUAUUUGCCACACAAUAACGACAAGCUGCUCGUACAGUGUCUUGGGUCUAUUGCAGUUUAGAUGAAGUAUACCUUUCUGGGGUCGUAUGUGUCAGGGUGAAGUUUUAAGGUCUUUCGUGCAAGAAGAAUCUAGGUGGCGCACAAGCGUUGCAUAUCGAAGUGCGUUACUCCUCUCUAAAAGGUGACUUAACUCCGGCGGUAUGCCGAUUAAGGAUGAAUGUUCAUGGUUUAUUUUGUAACUACAGGAAGAAAACCUUUUUGAGGGCGUGCUGUUUAACCAACGGCUAGUUUACUGAUUUUUUUCUUUGAUAUCGUUAUAUCUCAGACUUUUAGGGGAAACUUCGACCAGAAUGGCCUUCGAACGCAUUCCUUUAAUCCACCACUGUACGCGCGAUUCAUAAAAAUCAACCCCCGUGGAUGGCGUUCACAUAUCUCGAUGAGACUUGAGCUGUAUGGAGGCGCAUAUAGUAAGUGCAAAUGGUCCGGAUAUCUCUAUCUUUAUUGGCAGUAAUAGCGACACUAGAACGUUAUCUAAUCUUGACAAUAGAUGUAUAGGUAUCUGAACAAACAAACGCCUUAUUUCUCAGUUCCAUUGUUAGACAACUGUUUUGAUGCAGCCUUUUCAUCAGGAAUCAUUGUUGUUCCCGUCGAAACGCUCCUUCAGAGAACUUAACUGGUGUGCGAAAGACCUCUUCCUGGGCUGGAGUUUUAUGUUUCCUGAAUUCCCUUUCUUUUUCCCUUUGCAGGCAAAUGUGAUGUUCCUAUUGGCUUGGAAGACCGUCGUGUACCUGACCAACUGAUAACUGCUUCCUCAUUCUACAACUACUACUGCGCGCCGCGGAACGCCAGGCUCCGUCAGAGGCGCGUUGGGCGGCUUGGAGGGGCGUGGUGUGCUAAACGGAGUGACAGGCGUCAGUGGCUUAAGAUUGAUUUGGGAGGGCUUACUCGAGUGUCACGCAUUGCUACUCAAGGUCGGCAAAAUUCUGACCAGUGGGUGACUAGUUACUAUGUGUCGUACAGCACCAAGGGAUACCGUUUUAUUACCUAUAAAGAGAACAGAAGGACAAAGGUGAGUGAGAGAUCAUCUCCUUAACUUUCCACAAGCCAUGUCUAUAACGUCUCAACAGUCAUAUGAAGCCAACAAAACGCUUUGUAAGAUGUCGACGCGAUUUCACGCGGAAUAGUCUGCACGCGAAUUAAUUUGUGAUCCUGUCGUGUCGAUGAGGUGGUGAUAACCUUUUGAGAUUUUAACACUGUGUUAAAAACCGAAGUCACAAUAUUUGCGAUGUAAAGUAAUCUAGCUCUUAAUAACUUUUAACUGAAGACAGACUAUGUACGCUUUUUACUUCAAAACGUUCAUUUUGUAAGCGAUAUUUGAACAUUGUUAAUAAGAAAGUUAUCCUAUAAAGAUUUUCUCAGCAAAAUGGUCUUGCAACAAAUAUUUAACCUGGCAAUGUUUUUUAAAAUGUUUUCUUAGAUUUUCCAAGGAAACUUUGACCGCUACGUAGUGGUUCGGCACCGGUUUAUCCGACCGUUAACCGGUCGUUGCUUCAAGGUGCAUCCAGUCACGUGGCGUAGUUGGAUUUCCAUGCGCGUUGAGCUCUAUGGUUGCGUCAUUGGUGAGUAAUUCAGUUUAAUAUUUCAAUUUUAUUUAACUUUCGGAUAAAAAUAAGUUGUAUGCAUAAGGAUAAUCGGAGAUAAGGUACCUUUAGUGGGAAAUCAAACAAAACUUUUGUAGUGGUGAAUGUACUGGCAUAACCAGUUAUUCAUGAAGUAAAAUAUAUAGCUUACAUAACAGACCGAAUUAGUAUUGACAAGGAAACGACUGAGACAAUAGGCUAAUGCGUCAUCAGCAUUUAAGUAUAGUUAUUCACCUAGACUCUAAUGAGAUUAUGAUUGAGAGACUCUAGGUUAUGACGGUCAUGUAUUUCUGUACCCUUGUUUAUGAGAUUCUUAGCCAAAAAAGGGGUCAACGCAGUUCCUGUUUUACUACUUGCCUAAUAGUGUUUUUUUCUUUUGUUUAAACUGUGCCUCUCUUGAAAUAUUGUAACCUUGGUAAUAAGUCUUGUUUCACCUUACCCCUUCUAGGUCCAAGGUGCGACAAACCGUUAGGAAUGAAAAAUGGCCGUAUUCGCUCCAAUCAAAUAACCGCCUCAUCCAGCUGGGAUCGUAAUCACGGACCGAGUAACGCCAGGCUGCAUUGGCGCAAGAGUCGCGCUCGAGUGGGCGCUUGGUGCGCGCGUCAUAAUAACCAUUACCAGUUUUUGCAAGUAUAUUUUAAACGUCCCACGCGUGUUGUGAAGAUUGCCACGCAAGGAAGACAAGAUGCGCGUCAGUGGGUCACGAAGUACUUCGUGGUUUACAGUCAAGAUGGUGCGAAUUUUGCCGAGUAUAAAGAAAACAGUAAUCGAAAGGUUCGUUGGGUGGCUUGUAUGAUUUUGCACUUAAUUUCAAUUAUUGGGAGCACUGAAGACGCUGACUCUAACCAUUUGAAUUAAUUCUGAAAUGCAUGCUUAUUUUUUACACUAGAAGUUAAUGUGCGAUCAACUUAAAUCUAUUUUCUGUCUUCCCUGAUUUGCUUAACCCUUUCACUUGCAGAGUGUUUGAUAGAGUUUUGUAAGGUGACUGUAACUUUUGAGUCUGUGGACGAAAUCCUAUGAUGUGACCAUUCAAAUAAAAGCUCUCUGCCUGUACUUACACAUCAUGCUAUUUGUUUGUCAAAAUUUUAGAAAAUAAAAUUUGGAAAUUUGGUCGAAAUUUGCCUUUGGCCGCAUUUGGCAGUGAAAGGGUUAAAUUGUAAAACGACCUGCACCUUUGGAAUUGAUUACCCAAUUGCAGUCUAAUCAUUAAACGUAACCCACCCUUUUUUCGUUGCCUUUUCAGUAUAUCACUGGGAACAGGGAUCAAAACACAGUCGUACAAUACAGAUUCUUUCCACCAAUCAAAGCUAGGUUUAUUCAGAUUCGCCCAUGGGGUUGGUACCGACACAUCUCCAUGAGAGUGGAAUUCUACGGAUGCGCUGAAGGUAGAAAUGGUUUUGUUAUGUAAGGAUCAUUUUGUGGCAGGACGCGUUUUGGACGCGUUUAAAACGCAUUUUGAUGUCCGUUUAUGACCCUCUUGACACACAUUUGAGCCGUUUUUAAUGGGCUUCUAGUUGCCGCAUUUUUUAGUCCUUUAGGGCAUGUCUGAGUCAUUUUCGAGUCAUCUUGAGCGCGUUCAAGUUGCAAGAGCACACCCCGGCUCCACAGGCUGUGGAGUGGUUCAAGAACGACGUUGGCCUCGUUUGGAACGCUUUUACAGCGCGUGCCAUGUCCUCGUGUGCAGCUUUUUCAUUGUACUUUUAGCUCAGCGCGUUUGAGAUACGUUUUGGGUGCGUUUGUGUUUUUAGCACCUGAGGCAUAGGACUCAAAGAGCUUAUCUGAAUGAAUUAUUCACCAUUCUCAUUACAGACCGUUGUAACAUGCCUCUUGGCUUAGAAGACAAGCGACUCACACCAGGCGAUAUAUCAGCCUCAAGUUACUACAAUGCCUACCUUGCACCGUGGUAUGGCCGUUUAAACCACAUCUACUCUUGGAGCGUGCGCACUAGAAACAGCAAGCAGUGGAUGAAGGUUAACUUUGGUGACGUAAUGCGUUUUAAAGGAAUUGCAACCCAAGGAAGAUCAAAUGCCAAUCAAUGGGUGAUGAGUUAUGUUAUGACGUAUAGUGGAGAUGGCGUCACUUACGUUCCUUAUAAGGAAAGAAGACGCGUAAAGGUGAGAGAUACGCUCUUUUCUAGUUUCAAAACCCUCUCUUCUCCACUCAUAGUAUUAUAUGUAUGUAACCAUCGAAACCUGUGAAAAAUGUUUGUGUUUUCUCCUUUAUUUACAGGCUUUCUAGUUAGAAUUCAACGAACUAACCCUGAAAGAUCAUAGAACAUGAAUCCACUUACGUUUUCACGAGUGCUUUUACCCUUAAAUUUGGUUACACUAGAAAUAGCUAAUGCGUAUUAUUUAUUUUAUUUUUUGGUAGAUUUUUUCAGGCAAUAGUGACAGAAAUUCUGUAGUAUAUCAUCGUUUUUUGAGAUCGUUCAGUGCCGCUUACGUGAAGAUUCAUCCACGGACAUGGUACGGCUGGAUUUCAAUGAGAGUCGAGCUCUAUGGCUGUGCAAGUAAGUUAUCCAUUUUGUCUCUGACAGUUAAUGGUGGAAAACUGUAAAUUAAGGAGACUUCUUACCUCAAAUCAAGAGAUUUAAUCUUCGGAGAUUCGGAGAGAAGCUGUAUCAAACACUCAAAGCAGCGUUAUUCCUAGAAACCUCAAGGUCGGUUUAGAAAAGUGGUUGUGUCUCUUUUUUGAAUCUUUAUCUCACUGUCUGCAUUUCAAAUGAAAUAGUCCCUAUUACAAAUAAGAUAUGACUUAAACGUAACUUUUUUAAAAUUCUGUUUUAAGAAUAAGGGUGGUGUUCCCUAGGACUUCAACUUCCACAUCUCAUACCAGUUAUGUCUCAAAACUCUCAUGGGGAAGGAUUAAAGAAUUUACCUUACAAGUGACUUUCUUAAGCCGUUAACAAGUGGUACAAGUUGUAGUCAUAGUGAUGUAGGAGUUUAGAUCUUAAGGUUUCUUAAAGUGCUUUCAAGGGUAUUGGGUCCUAAAGUUUCAUUUAUGAUGGUGCUUAUUUUCUUUUUAAGGACCCCUCUGUAACACUGCCUUGGGCUUACAAAGCGGUCGCCUGCGAAACAACAAGAUCACUGCUUCAUCCGAGUACAAUGUCUACCACGGGGCGAGACUCGGGAGACUGGGACGAAAGAAGCAAGGGAGAUAUGUUGGGGCCUGGUGCACUAGAGUCAAUAACAGGAACCAGUGGUUCAAGGUGGACUUUAGUCGACCAAUGAAAAUCACCAAAAUUUUGACACAGGGUAGGCAAGACGCUACCCAGUGGGUGACUUAUUAUAAGGUGUCUUCAAGUUUAGAUGGAGUGCACUGGCAAGUCUAUCGAUUCAAAAACAGCGACAAGGUAAUUGCCUGGAAAAGUUGGGUAUUGUUCAUCUUGGCUGAGUACAUUAAUAAAGUAGAUUAUCGUUCGUUCUUUGAUGUCGUCAGUUGAGUUAUAAAUCGCGACAUUUCUACUUCGUACUGCUAUUCUUCAGGAUGAGGUCAACUUCAACUGAGCGCGUGUCGCCUUAUUAAGUGGAAAGGUCUACUAUGACUAGUGGAAAUUGACUGGAGGAGAAGGCGUUUCCUCCAGAUCUGAUUUUCCACUUUGGUCUCUUAUCGUUGAGUUUCUUGAUCGUGCGUAUCUACACCUUCGAAAUCUUAAUAAAACUCAACGAGUUCUAUACUGAGGGUUACAGAGCAAUUUUUGGAAACUGAAAAAAGAAGUUAUAUAUACUUUUUUUAUUACAGUGAGACCCUGUGUUUCAUUUGAGUUUAUAGAAUCUGUUACCUUUUCAUGGGGCAUUUUUCUUGGCAGAUUUUCCGUGGUAACAACGAUCAAAACAGCAUCAAAAUACAAGCCCUUACUCCUCCAGUGUACGGGCGGUUCAUCCGCAUUCACCCGUGGAGUUGGUACAGGCACAUUUCGAUGAGAGUGGAAUUUUACGGAUGCAAAACCGGUCAGUAGGAAGACGUAUUUUUUGAAAGGGGUCCUUGCAUGAUAUUCAAUGCCGUAUAUAUUAUCAACAUUGUGCUUUUUAGCGGCUCUAUAUCCUCCCACGUUGACGGUCAUUUGUCUCGUUACGCAAUCCUCCCCAACGAAAGUGGAGGCAGCGUGGCCAAGUGGUUAGAGCGCUGGACUUGUAAUUCGAAGGCCCCGAGUUCAAGUCUCGGCCUGACCGCUAGUUGGAUUUGUUCUCGGUAGUCCUGAGUUCCAAUCCUCGACCACGCUUGUAAAUAGCCAAUUGGUUCGCCUCCGGCCAGUUGGGAUUCUUAAUCCGUUUAUGUUACACAUGAAAUAAGUUGCGUGCCAGUUAUUUGUCACUUGGUCAUUCCUUUCGACAUCUUCAAGCCUUGCACAAUGAGUGAAAGCUGUGACCACUUGUAUAAUUGUUGUUAUUAUCUUCUUGCGUAGAUCCCUGCGAUGUUCCGUUGGGAAUGCAAGAUGGCCGAAUUACCCCAUCGAUGCUUAUUGCGUCCUCCAUGUACAACCAGUAUUAUGGUCCCUGGAAUGCCAGACUUCAUGCACGAAACUACGGUUCCAGAAGGGGAGGGUGGAUUGCUAAAUACCGGAAUAGGAAUCAAUGGCUUCAGAUCGACUUUGGGACCAAGUCACGCGUGAAGAGAAUCUGUACUCAAGGACGCUACGAUGCUAAUCAGUUUGUGAAGUCCUAUACCGUGUCGUUCAGUGUAAAGGGAGACAAGUUUGUAUCAUAUAAGGAGGGGAGGAAAACGAGGGUAUGUACAUUUAGAGGUUAUAAGAAAUUGUGAAAGUGUACUGCAGUAAUACCAUACCCCUCCCGAGUGUCUUUUUCCUGUUAAGACAAAAAAACAAAACGUGGAUGAAUCGUGUACAAAACAACUUCCCUUCUAAUCAGAGCUUUGAUAUAAAGCAAAUCGUGGCUGAGAUUCCUGGGCAAAACAAUCCAAAUCUUAAGAUUGAAACAAUCACCAGAUCUACAGGAAAACUGUUGAAGCCGUUCAGUAACGGGCACUAUGUUUUUAUAAUAAUUGAAAAUUUCUAGGUUUGAGUUUAAUUUGAUUCUUCAGUGUAAGUUUAUUUCUUGGAGAUUAAUACCGUGAACGACAAUUUUGAGAUUUCUCCCGACUCUCUCAUACUAUUUUAAUGCUUUAAUUCAAAUUUAGCUGUUUCAGGCUAAUAUCGAGAGGUACUAUGUGGUCUGCCAUCGCUUCUUUCGACCGUUCAUUGCUCGCUACGUGCGCAUAAAUGUCAGGCGUUGGUACAGCUACAUAUCUAUGAGGGUCGAACUGUUCGGCUGCAGACUGGGUGAGAGGCAAUUUACUUUACUUUUAGCUUAAACACUUGUAGGAGUGCUAUUCUAGGUUGUGUCAUCGCGUUUUUCAUUUAUGCAAGGUUUCUUCAUUAUCGUCUUGAUUGUCACGGUAGGUCCAAUUGUCCUACACGUUUUUUAAACGAUGGAGAUGACCUAUAGCUAUAGGCAACUUUGUGUUUUCUAUAUUAUCGCCUCGAACGUCCAGACAGACCUCAGUCCUACCUAGGCAACUGACAUCGCCCCAAUUGUCCGGAUCGAUUCUGUUCGUAUGAGAGGUAUUUUCAUAUAACCUUCUCGAUCACGAUCGUCGGUCAGGUGAUCCAAUCAUUCAUUUUUCAUGAACUGUCAAUGAACUAUUGAUGUUUCACAUACAGGUAAACAGUGCAACCAGCCAAUGGGAUUACAGAAUGGCCGUCUCAGAAACACUCAAAUGACAGCGUCUUCUCAAUGGAACAAAUACCACGCGCCCUUCCUGGGGCGGCUCCAUCGCGCACGCCACGGGAAGUACGUUGGUGCCUGGUGCGCGCGAAGCAACAACCGGUAUCAGUACCUACAGGUCGACUUUAAAAGACCAGUCAAGAUAAUCAAGUUAUCAACCCAGGGAAGGCAAGAUGUCAGUCAGUGGGUCACGCAGUAUUACAUUAAACACAGCGUUAACGCCAUCAAUUUCGUGGAGUACAAAGAACGUAAUAGUAGAAAGUAUUUCACUGGAAACCGAGAUCGUAACACCGUGGCGACAAAUCCAUUCAAUCCUGCCAUUCGCGGUCGAUACAUCCGAGUCUGUCCUUGGGGAUGGUAUAGGCACAUCUCUAUGCGUGUGGAGUUCUACGGGUGCUUUACGGGUGAGCAUUUUGCAGAUCGUAAAUUUAACAAAUCGACAACAAUUUGUCAUCGUCUGUACUCUUAUCGACCAUGGAAAUGACAUAAGUAGGUUGGAUAUGAUCAUACCAAUGACGUCAAAAUGUUCAAAACUCAAAUGAAACCACGAGUGGUUUCACUGAAAAGUUUUGAACAUUUUGACGUCAUUGCUAUGUUCGAUAAGAGUACAGACCAUUGGAAUGUUGUUGUCGAUUUGUUUUUUUACAAUAACCUUGACGGUUUUGAAGUUGUAGUUUUUCGGAAAAACGCACGCGCGAGAGAAAGAAAUACAAAUUGCUCCACCGUCACGUCAUUUUCAUGGUCUGCACUCUUAUCGACCAUAACUCUCCAACCUCGUUCCCAGGGUUCUCUCUCUAGCUCUCGACCACUGAACAGCGCGCGAGAAAUCACUCAGUUAUUGUAAAAUAUGUGAUAGCUUGCUCAUUCUGUCCAACCUACUAUAUGUUUUUGAAGUUUAGUUGUUAUGGUCAAUAUUAUCACAAAUGACUCUGCAGUUGCAAAAAUAGUGCGAAUAAUGUGUUUUCUUGAGUUAACUCAUAGCUUGUAAGAAAGUUUCUUUUUAGUUUCCACCCGUAUUUUUUGUCAAAAUGUACGACCACCAUAUUGUAUAUAGUUCUUCAAUAUAUGACUCUUUGAUCAUCUUUGAUUUACCCCAGACCGUUGCAGCUUGCCCCUCGGUAUGGAAGACCGACGAAUACUAUCGGGAAAUCUUCGGGCGUCGUCUUCAUACAACUACAAUCACGGACCCGACCGUGCGCGUCUGAAUAUCUUCGCCAGUCACGGGCGAACAGGAGCCUGGGUAGCUAAAUAUCGCAACACGAAGCAGUGGCUACAAAUUGACUUGGGGCAGAUGUGUAUCGUCAAAGGUAUUGCUACACAGGGACGCCGGAAAGGUCAUUUGGAAUGGGUGACAAGCUAUUUGCUCUCCUACAGUAAAGACGGACUCCGCUUUAGGGCUUAUUCGGUGGGCGGACGACUCAAGGUGUGUUUUUAAACAUUUUUCAGUUGAUUCGACUGUAUUAGUUUUAUUGUAAUUUGAUUUGUAAUUAACUUAAAGCGUUUGUGUUACACUUCUGACCAGAGAGAAGAAAAGUAAAACACGGCCUUUACAACUUGGUCUGCUUGUAGCUUCCUUUUUCUACUUUGGUACAGGCCUCUUGUUUUUCUAAAAGUUUGUAUUGGAUUCUGCCACUGUUUCAAAGUAGUAGCCGUGGUUUACUUUGUUUGGUAUUCAUCAAAUACAACUUGUAUCGUUUCCCUGAGUUAAAGAUUUCCAUUGCCGAGUUCUUGUGGUGAACGUUUAUGGAAAACCAGUCUUUGAUGGUCAUUUUUUCCUAUUGUUUAGGAAAGGGAAGAAAUAUGUGUGGUCUUCGAGGAGCAAAACAAAAAUAAUCAUACUUUAUUAGAGUUGUUUGUUGGAAGAAAACACAUAAUUUAGUCAAGGCACAAACACCAGUCCUUCAUUUGCAAUCAGUUGCGGAUAUAACACCUCAUCAAACAAGGUGAUAUCUUUUUUUGACUUUGUAGAGAUUCCGCGGGAAUUACGAUGUUUAUCACACUGUUGCUCAGAGGAUAUCACCAAACCUAAGGGCACGGUAUGUAAGAAUCCACCCAAAGACCUGGAGGUCACGUAUCGCUAUGAGAGUCGAGCUGUAUGGGUGCCGAUGUAAAGGUAAGAAGGACAUGGCUACCCGCUUUUUUCCGCCGUAA